CUGCGCUCGGUCGCUGGUUGACCCUUCGAGUUGUCAAUCACGGAGCGCUUACACGGAAGCGUGCUGCCGGUGCUGUAAUCUGCCUAGCAACCGCGAAGCCGGCUUUAAAGCGGUAAUCUCGGCUUUGCCGCAGGCUGCUUCCCGCUCUCCGUGAAGUUCGUCCACAACCGUCACGGGCACUCCGGGCGUCGGCUUGUCCGAGGCCUACCACGGACACACCAUGGAGUCCUUACGGUUGGGCUCGGGGGAGGAGCCGAUCUCUCCCGGGGAGGUGAGCACGCAGGGCCCGGGCUCUGUCUGUGUGUCUGUCUGUCGGUGUGUGUGUCACGGUGUGUGUGUACCCGCAUGGGGCUGAGCACGUGUGUCUGUGUAUACCGGAGGCUUUACGAUUCCCUGUUUCCGAGAGUAUAUUUCUGGCUGCCCUCUAGCAUCAUGGGAAAUGUAGUCCACAACCACUGGAGAGCCCCAGGCCGGCUGUCCCUGCCAUUGUGUGUGUAUUGUGUGAUGGUACAUGUGACUGUCCUGGUGUGCAUUGUGCUGUGUACACGAUGCUGACCAUCUACUCCAUUAUUGUUAGCUGUGACCCCCCUCCUCCUCCUCCUCCCUAGGACAUAGGGCUAUAAUGGAGGUGGGGGAGCAGGGGAAUUACCCAGCCAGCUCUCUGGUGCUGUUUGGAUUGGAAAAUGAAACUCUCCAUCGUGACUUCCUUUACAUGAAACAGCCAGCUAACUUCAUAGGGCAAAACUUAUCCCUGGUUUCUAACUUUUUUUUUUUAUUUAUUUAAUUAAUUGUUACUGCUAAUUAGCUGUGGGACAGAUAAUACCCACCAUGUCAUGUUUUAACUACUUGAGGACAAAGGGAUUGCUAUUGAAAGGCCUGACGUUAUUUUUGGACUCAGGAAGUCCAUAUUUUCCUCUUUUAAAGCACUAAGAUAUCCCUACAGCAUUGCACCUGCGUGAUACGUAAACAAAUUGUAAAACUUAAAUCUAAUGGCCACAGGUGUAUUCACAACACUAUACCCAAUGUUUUAAUACAGUAAAUGGAAUUUAAAUGUUUCAUAUUUUGCAAUCAUUUGCUAUGGCUUUAGAGUGAAUAGUUUUAUUAUUUCAGUGUUUAGUCAUAUCUUGGUGUACAGGAAGUAUACAUAGCAUAGUUUAAGUUGUGUGUGUGUGUGGGGGGGGGGGAUGGUAUUAUUUGAAAUACAUUAUUUUUGUUCUAUACGUUGUAGUUUGGAUAUCAAUUUACUUGCUUUUGGGUUCUAAUGAAUAAACCCCUUAAUAUGACGCAAUACUAUAAUGUGACAAUUUUAAUUCAUAGUGGCUUGGUUUUUUCCGAAGAACCUAGGAUUUAGUAAUCUUAUGGUGCUCGUUUUUCCAUGGAGCUUGGUUCAUGUCGGUGACCUAAAUUGUGAAUCUAUUGCUAAUUGUAAAUAUCUAAUAUAUGAUCUAAAAAAUUCAGCUUGAGAAUUACAUGAAUUCUUUGCUGCCUUUUAUUUAAUGCAGACAUAUUAUCUAUUAAUACCAACCCUUCACAGACCAGAUAGAAAACAUUCCUAUCUGUCCCUACAGUAUAGUGUUCGUCCAUCCAUCACUAUAUGCUAUGUCUUUUGGAUACACUAGAGUGAAUCGAGUUUUGGAUCUCUAGAACAGCAUCAUGAUCAGUCCAAUUGUUAUUUACUUCAUCUUAAACCUUAAUAACUCACAAUCUAAUAAUAAACUUGUUUUAGAGUCUGUGAGCUGAGCAGGCCAUACAGCAAUCACUGACCCAUUCUGGGUGUGGAGUUGGUUUAAAGUUGAAAUGAUCUGUGUCUCAACAGUGUCACACCCUUUAUGUGGGUUUAAAUCUAACACAGCAGCCCCUGAUGUAAUUGUGUAGCUCUUAUUGUGUGUCCCCAACUCUGUGCUUUGGCCUUAUGUCUAGAAUCUAGUAAAGCAUUGCUCAAAAUGGACAUCUAUAAACCACUGUAUGCUAAUCAGCACUAUCCUACUGGUUAAAAUGCACAAAUCUUAAACAUCAGAUUUGCACUUGUUUUGUCAUAUGUGCCAUUACUGCCAACCUUUACAUCAAUGUUGCAUCUUUUAACUUGUCAGGUUAACAAUUGUUUUCCUUUUACCAUUAGAGGGAUAGAGGUAGCACAGAGUUUUAAAGAGAUACAUUGGAUUUCUUUUCAGGUCAGCUGUUUUAGCCUUAACUUUGGCACCUUACACCUUGAUUCAUAACCACUUCAUCUCUUUGAAAGGGAUAUGCUGGCUGAUGUUUAACGUUGAAGUACUGUCUCCAGCCGCCCAUGGUGCAAUUUCACCAUGUCCGCCCUGGCAACACUUCUUUAUUAACCAGAGUAGUCAUUGGAGGUCGUGAAAGGCUGUGUAUGUCACAUGAGCUCUCUGAGCCUUCCACUGCUAACCAAUGCUUAUAAGGCCAUUCCAGUCUUUUCAAGCAAUGGGCAACAGUGAUAGGCUGAGAAAGGUCUUGCAACAUUCUCAACCAAUCACUAACCUCCCGUCUCCGCUCUGGCUAUCAAAAAAGACUUGGCUAGAGCAGAAGUGAUGAGGGGGUGCAACGGGAGGCUGGGGACCCUAGCUCACUAUUAAACUGUGAGUAAAUAGUUUCAUAGAGCAGAGAAAUGUCGGGGGACUCAAUUCAUCAUAACGAUUUAUUAGAUAUAAAGUGAUCAUACUGCCCAAAGUGUUCCUUAAAACGUGGCAUAUGGAUUUUAAUUCAGAUCAGUUUAGUGAAUAACCCGGACCGUAGGCCAAGAAAAAAAUCCAUUUUCUGAUCUAUCCGGGUUAUUCAAAAAAGUGAGAAUUAAAAGUGAAUUUCAAUUUAAGGUCAAAAUAGCCAAAUCGGAAACAUUCUUUAGGUCAGCUUUACCUUCAGUUUGGCAACUUCAGCCUUACAUUUUAAAUUCACUUUGAAUUAUCACUAUAGCCUGUAUGUAUGGAAGUUCUAGGAGGGGUGUAUAACAUCUUCUCGAGGUUAAAGGACCACUAUAGUGCCAGGAAAACAUACUCGUUUUCCUGGCACUAUAGUGCCCUGAGGGUGCCCCCACCCUCAGGGUCCCCCUCCCGCCCGGCUCUGGAAGGGGAAAGGGGUAAAAACUUACCUUUUUCCAGCGCUGGGCGGAGAGCUCUCCUCCUCCUCUCCGCCUCCGUUACGCCCGCGGCUGAAUGCGCGGCGGAAAGAGCUGGCGCAUUCAGCCGGUCUCAUAGGAAAGCAUUUACAAUGCUUUCCUAUGGACGCUGGCGUGCUCUCACUGUGAUUUUCACAGUGAGAAGCACGCAAGCGCCUCUAGUGGCUGUCAAUGAGACAGCCACUAGAGGAUUAGGGGGAAGGCUUAACCCAUUCAUAAUUAUAGCAGUUUCUCUGAAACUGCUAUAAUUAUGAAAAAAUGGGUUAACCCUAGAAGGACCUGGCACCCAGACCACUUCAUUAAGCUGAAGUGGUCUGGGUGCCUAGAGUGGUCCUUUAAUUUGAACACAUUACCAUUAUUCUAAAGUAGCUGGAGGUAAAUCAUUUUAGUAGAGACGUAAACAAGCAUCUCAGUCUUAUAUUUGUAGAGUGUGAAAAUUAGUUGCAUGAACUAUUUAGGCAGUGAGGCUGUAACAAUUGACCACUUAAAAGGUAGGAAUACGUUAUCAAGACUUUUUACUAAAGUGUGAAUUGUCAGGAAUUUAAAGUGAGUUUAAAAUUUUAGGCGGAGAUAGACAAAUUGGGAAAGUUCUCUCGGUUAUUUACUAAAGUGAGAAUUUCUAAGAGAAUUUCAAAUAGGGUUAGCCGAUAUUCAGCAUAUUUGCCAUAAUCGGUCUUGUAAUUUACUGAUAUUUCCGAUAACUUACUCACCUCUCCUAGUCACUUUACAUGGUCUUGCGUAUCCAGAAACUCCAGCCAAUGAGGCGCCACAUCUCGACCUCACAUCACUCCUCUACAUGUGGAGCUCUGGAGAUGGGGGAAUAAUCUACUGCAAUGACCUGGCUGACUGAGAGUGAUAGGAGUGUGAUUACUGUUAACCUGUUUAGAUAAUGCUAGAUUUGUGUCGACAUUUUGUUGUUUUUUUUUUUUUAAAUUUGAAUGUACAGAAUAUUGCCACUGUUUGUCAGCCUUUAGUUUAAAGGUGACCAAUAAUCUGUAUCGGCUCUGUAAAAAAUGUGUAUAUAGGACAAUCUCUACUGUCAAAUUUAAGGCCAGAGUAGCCGAGCUGAAAACAUAGCUAAGAAAACUUUUCAUGUUCAGCUAUUUUGACCUUAAAUUUUAAAUUCACUUUAAAUUCUGUCUUUAGUAAAUAACACUGUAUAACUUAACCAUGUUGUCCGACUGUUUUUGCCUUCAAAUUUGAAAUUAAAUUUGCAUUCCAAACAAUUCACGGUUAAGCGAAUAAUCCUAUUAAAGUGUAGUAUGUUGGUGUGUCCCCCCUAAAACCUCAUUUAAUGAUUGACAAGGAUGUUUAAGAAUUUAAGCACUAAAGGUACUGAAACUGGUUUUGUCAUCUUCUGGCAGUGAAAGGGUUAAAGGUUGUUUGGCUCUGCCGGAUAUUCACAAAAUGGCCGAAGCCAGUGACGUCUGUCAGAAGGGUUAAUGUGCUUAUAGUGCAGCUAGGUGGCUUCUGCACAAAUAGUCACAGAGGAUGUUCCCUGCCAGCUGACUCUGCAAGGCAGAGUGGGAGACGUACUUCCUGCAAGACCCAGCCCUAAACAGCCUCUUACUUUAUUAUGUCCCACCUACCUAUGCUAACCAUUCCUCUGCCAUGAGCCACAUAUCAUUAAUGGGAAAGCUCUUCCUCCUACACUGAAUAAAUGACAUGCUAAUGGUUUAUGUGCCAUUGUAUUCUUAAAAGUACUACUUUGAUGUAAAAGGGGUUAAAGCAUUUUGUUCUGAUCAGUGAAUUUCCACUUGUAGUGUAUAUCCAACCCCCCCCCCCCCUUUGCUGAUGGUCAGUGAGAAAAUUAGAUAUAUUUUUUUUUUUCCACAACUAUGCAACGUGUAUAAUACUUUUUAGAAGAUUACCUAAAUGGUUUUUAGUUUGAAUUUUUUAAUAGUUGGAUUUGCCUUCCCUAUGAAUUGUUUUUGCCUUACAUUAAAUAUACAAAAAAAUUUAACACUCACCUUGGCAAUGCAUCGGAUGAAUUCAUGAUCAUCAGUUCAGUUGUUGGGCUAAAACUAUGGGAUCAUAGGAACUUAAGUGUUGUGAGGUCCUGGUGUCUAAUUUAGUUAUGAUGCAUUUAUAGGGUAUACCUCAAUUUCUGAAACAUAGAUGUCUAAGAUCAUUGUGUGCUGCUUACCCUCUCUACUGUGUGCUUGGUGGUGAACUUGAUCUAAAAUAGCCAAUCUUUGACUGUACAUGAGUGAGGGAAGUUAGGCCUUGAGGUUUUUGUUUUGUGUGCAAAUCUACUAUUUUAUCCUAACUUUUGCAGUAUAUAAACACAUAUAUUAAAGGCUAUGCAGAUGUAUUGAGCCCGUUGUGACUUAUUUAUUUUAAAUUUUGUAGCUGUUCAGAGGAAUGUUAUUCGUGUUCUAAAUAAAACGCUCCAGUCCCUGCAGUAGUAAUUCUUGCAGUUUUUGUAUUGAAGACUUUUAUUACUGCUGACAAUUGUAAUGCUUUGAGAAUUUUUUGUCUUAAGCAUGCUUUAACCUCCAGGUAUAGUUGGUGUGCUACAAAUAUUACUAUAGAGUUAUACAAUUACAGGGAUUUUAAUUUAUGCUUGAUUUGCCUCUGUGAUGUCAGUAUUUUGACACUUUGUAUAGUAGACAAAUUAUAAUGCCAAAUUGAUUUGAGUUGCAAUUGUGCAUGGGUUGAAAUGCAGAUAUUUCAUGAAAAAAGUCCUCUGAUUAAACAUGGCAUCAGGGGACCAGCAAAAUCCAGUUCAAAGUAUAUUGGCAGCACCCUCAAGUCACCCCAACUUGAGCAAAUUUAGUUGAAGUUAGGCCAUCAGUCAUAAAGGAGUUUUCAUGGUGAUUUUACUGCACUCUAACCCUCUCAUCAACAGUUAAAUGGACACUAUAGUCACCAGAACGCUUUUCAAUGGGAUUCCCAAGUUUGAUCUCAGCAUGGGAAGGGCAAGCUGCGACCAGACCCGCACGGUGCUUGAAAAAGUUGAGUUAAAUUAAAAUGGGAAGCCAUUUAGAUCUAUAGUGUCAGAAAUACACAUUUGUAUUCUAGACACUAUAGUGUUCCUUUAAGCGUACUUGAUCACCAUACCACGAUGAGGGAGCAGAGAUCUCUCCUGGCAUAUGAACCAAAGGUUUGCCAUGUCGGAACCGGUGCUACUAUAAGGCAGAUAAUCAUGUGGUGAUGCUCAUGGUCUGCAGCUCCAUAUUAAUUGCUCCUUUGCGGUUCCUGCACACUGUGUGGUAUUCCUAGCCUGUGUUCUAACUUCCAUACGGAGUACUAGAUUAAAGGAGCAAAUUAUAUAAUCUGCACCUCGGUGGAAAUACAUAGCAUGCUCUCCACCUUGAGACCACUAGAGUAUUAUCCUCCCAUUGGACCAAGUGCUAGAGGGUUAAAGCAAGAUUGACAUGGGCACCCAGACCACUUCAUUGAGAUGAAGUAGUUUGGUUACCAAUAGUGUCCCUUUAAACUACUGUUUCAGCACACCCACUCAAAAAGGUUUGCCAUCACUGGACUUUGAAAUACUUGGAAUUUUGUGAAUUUACAUUUGUGUAUACUAGGGAUCGACCGAUAUUGUGUUUUUUUUUUUGUUUUUGUUUUUUAGAGCCGAUACCGAUAAUCUGUGAACUUUCAGGCCGAUAACUUGCCGAUAUUCUGUAAAUUUACCAUUUUGAAAAAAUAAACUAUUUCUAAACGUAAAUGCACAAAAUAUGCAUGCCACAUGUAGUGUGUGUGUGUGUGUGUUUUGCUGAACUGAUCCUGAUGAAAGCCACGGACGAUGGCUGAAACGUUGAUUCUAACAGAAAGUAUGUUUUUUAAGAAAUAUGGAAUAAAGAAAGAACUUUUUUUAUACAAGAAAAAGACCAUGAGUGCAAGCCUUCAUUUACUAGUUUGUAUGAUAUUUGACUUUGGCUGGAAUUUACCCGGCAUUCAAAUAACUUGAAAGAGUGUGUGCAGGGAUAAAAAGGAAUAGUGUGUGUGUGUGUAUGUAUGUGUGUGUGUGUGUGUGUGUGUGUGUGUAUGUAUAUAUGUGUGUAUAUAUAUAUAUAUAUAUAUAUAUAUAUAUAUAUAUAUUAUGUGUAUAAAGUGAAUGCAGUGUGUUUGUGUUGUCUGUUUAUAUAAUAAAUGCAGAGUGUGUGUGUGUAUAAUGAAUGCAGUGUGUGUGUGUGUGUGUGUAUAAUGAAUGCAGUGUGUGUUUGUAUAGAGUGUGUGUGUGUAUAAUGAAUGCAGUGUUUGUGGUGUGUGUGUGUGUAUAAUGAGUAUAGUGUGUAUAAUGAGUAUAGUGUGUGUUUGUGAAGGGAUGUAAUUUGUGUUAAAUGGGCAGGAAGGGAGGCAUUUUUUUUAAUUUUAAUAUUUGUUUUUAUUUUUUUAGGCUAUGGCAUUCCCUGGUGGUCCAGUGGCAUGUACUGAGCAGUGGGAGGGCCCGGCAGCAAGCUGUUACUUACCUCCCAGCAGCUCCUCCAGCUCCCCUCUGUAAAUCUCGCGGUCUGCGUUCCGCGCAGAGUGUUGCCAUGGUAACCCGUGGCAAUGCUCUGCGGCCGCGGGACUCGCAAUAUUUACACAGGGAGCUGAAGGAGCUACUGGAAAGGUAAGGAACAGCUUGCUGUGCCCCCCCCCCCUGCAGGACCUCUGGGCUUGUCCUGGUAUGUAUUAUCGUAAAUAUCGGUAUCUCUAUUUGCCGAAAAUAAUGAAUAUCGGCCGAUAAUAUCAGUAAAACCGAUAAUUGGUCCAUCCCUAGUGUAUACUACAGUUUGCAACUCCCAAAAAGUUUGUAAUAGUUUACCACAUUGCUUCUUCCACAAAGGUAAUUAAAAGAAGAAAAAAAAAGUGGAUGACAACAAUAUUUGAGUUUUGAGCUCUAUGGCCGAAUCUCUUCUUUGCUUCCUGAUAAUUUAGGUUCUCUUAAAUUGGUCUAUCCAACUAGUACUAUAUACAAAUACAGGUGGUCCUCACUUUACGACCUAUCUGUUUUACGACGGCUCGCACUUAUGACCAACUCUCUCUAGUGUGGGGAUUCAAGGAAAUGCCCACGUUAGAGAGCUUGACUAUGUUUGGGGGAAUUUUCCCUGAACAUAGAUUAGAGGGAUUCACUGCUCUGGUGCGUAUGUCUACAUUCGGGUAAAUUUCCCCGAACAUAGGCAAGCGCGCCAGAGCAGGGAAAUCAUCUGAUCUAUUUGCUCUGUAGCGCAUCCUCACUUACUGACCAAUUUGUUUUACGACCGGAUCGUAAGAACGAAGCCCGGUCGGUAAGUGAGGAGUGUCUGUAUUGUAAUCAAAGACCUAUGUAUGAAGAACCAUUGAAAAGCAUUCACAAUUGAAGCCAAAAGAACAUUUAUGGAAAUUGUUCUACUUUCACAACUUUGUUCAGAAUUACUCCCAAUAAACUAUUGUUAUUAGCUCUUGCAGUAAUGUCACGUAUAAAGUUUGUUUUCAUAGUAUGGUCUCAUAAUUAAUAUGCUGAGUGCCUCCUCUGAUCUUAUGUAUUAGAUAAAUAGUGUUUAUUCACUAGCAAUAUUUUUUCCUAUGUCAUGUGAUGUGAUUUUUUUAAAGUGUUUCUCAGCUUUCUUCUGGAAGGAGAUCGCACUGUGUGGCUUGGGGAACAUUUUCUGUAUAACAACUUAACUUCACAUCAGUUUAGUCAUACAUUAAUUCACCCAAUUUUAGUUUUAGGUGUAUCACACUAGAUAUAGCCAUCAUUACUGGAUGACUAUUGGUUAUUGCUAAUGAUAUCUGAUUCAGCGACUGGUAGAUCUCUUACCAAGCAGUAGAACUUCUUUUAAUUUACCUACCACUGGCUCUAACCUGAAACCGGUAGCUAUGACUUAGACUAUGAAUUGACUUGUUGGGCCACUAAAGUCACUCAGACCAAAUACACCUCUAGUGGCUGUCUUUCUGUGCCACUUUAGGCACUUCUUCCUGAUAGCAGCAUUUGAUUAGAGGAGCGCAGUGUUUUGCCAUGCAUGCUUUUUUCCAGUAUUAGAUGGAAAAAUAUCACCUCAAAACUAAUAUUUGAUGAAGAGAGGAAAUAUCAGAUUAAUUGGACAGGGUAGGUCAGAGUUGUAUAUGCUGUGCAUUGUUGAAUUGCUAAAUUGUAUCUAAAAUGGAAUGUUGGGCUCUCCUAGGAGGUUGAUACAUUUGAGGUCAAACAAAUAAUGCUCUAUUGUUCUAAUUUCAUCUGUGGUGAUAAUGGUGGGUUGUGGUGUGUUUUUUUUUAUUUAUUUUUUAUUAUUUUUUGUAAAAAAAUUUUUUAACAUUAAUAUUUAUAAAGCGCCAACAGAUUCUGCAGCGCUGUACACACAUGAUCACUUGCAUUACUAUCACAAGCCCAGAUUAGUAUUUCACGUAUCUUAAUAACAAGUAGGUUAAGAGCUUAUGAUGCUUAAAUGACCGCAUUGCCGUUUGAAUUAUUUGGUCAAAAAGAUACCUGUAUCAAGUUAAAACUAUGCUUUUAAAUGUUUACUAUUUUUGCAUCUCGAUCCCUCACUAGAUUUUGGUAUUGUACACAUUUGCGUCCUAUAACUUGUAAGUAUUAAACCACUAAAAAAACUUCUGGAUAUAAUACAUCCAUCCAUCAAAAGUAUAUCCAAAAGCUUUUUUUAGUGGUUUAAUACUUCUGAAUUAUAGGACGCAAAUGUGUACAAUACCAAAAUUAUUCUCUCUCCUAAUGAAAGUCCCAACAGGGAACUGAAACAUCAAUUUCCCUGGACCUUGUUUUUCUUGGAUGAAAAGUGUGUGUGUGUGUGUGUGUGUGUGUAUGUAUAUAUGUAUAUGUAUAUAUAUGUGUGUGUGUGUGUGUAUAUAUAUGUAUAUAUAAUAUAUAUAAAUUUUUUUUUUUUUUUCAAGCCCUGGUCUGCAAUAUCGGUAUCUUUAUUGGCCAAUACCGAUAUUGCUGAAAAUACAGAAUAUUGGUCGAUCCCUAGUGUAUGUGUGUGUGUAUAUAUAUUUAUUUCUCUCGCACUCAAUCCUCAAAUUUUUUUUUUUUAAUUUUUUUUUUUUUUUAUGUUUUAGUCCCCCCCUCCCUGUUUCUUACUUGGCCAGGAACUGGGGAUAUGGCAUUCCCUGGGGGGGCCAGCAAGUGCUUACUUACCUUCCCAGCAGCUCCCCUCAGCUCGCUGUGUAAAUUUUGCGGCCUGAGUGCUGCGCGGAGUGUUGCCAUGGUAACCCUUGGCAACACUCUGAUGGCCACAGGAAUCGUGAGAUUUACACAGGGUGCUGAAUGGAGCUGCUGGGAAGGUAAGUAAGCACUUGUUGGGCCCCCCAGGACCCUGAUGGCGGCCCUGGUCUGCAUUAUUGGCAGUAUCCGUAUUGGUACUGGCCGACACUGAUAUUUCUGAAAAUACAGAAUAAUGGCCGAUAAUAUCGGCCAGACCGAUAAUCGAUCGAUCCCUAGUUUCCAAUAUGGAUCAACAUUUCAACCAAACAGGAUUUUAUCAAUAACCCCAUGGUUAUCCUAUUGUUGACCCUAAGGAAAGUCCCGAUCGGGGACUGAAACGUUGGUCGUUUUUAAAACUUUAUUUAUUAAAGCGUUUACAUUUUAAGACCGGUGAGCAGCUAUUCUACUUUGGAGAUAUAUAUUUCACACAUACACACACACGGCAUCGACCGAUUAUGGGUCUGGCCGAUAUUCUGUAUUUUCAGCGGUAUCGGCCAUAAAGAUACUGAUAAUUCAGACCAGGGCCGCCAUCCGGGUCCUGGGGGCCCAGCACGCUAUUACUUACCUUCCCAGGCGCUCCCCUGUCUAACUCUCGCGAGUCCCACGGCUGUCAGUGUGUUGCCACGGGUUACCAUGACAAUGCUCCGUGCGGCAAACAGGCUGUGAGAGUUAGACAGGGGAGCUGAAGGGAGCUGCUGGGAAGGUAAGUAAAAGUGUGCUGGGCCCCCUCUGCACAGUCCAUGCCACUGGACAACCAGGGAAUGCCAUACCCCACUCCCUGGCCAGUUAAGAAGUGUGGGGGGGGGGGAACAGACAAAUUUAAAUUUUUUUUUAAUAUUUAAACAUAGUUACAAAAUAAAAAUGCCACCCCCCCCAAUUUUACACACUUGGCAUACCUGCACAAACACUCACUGCACAAACACUCACUGCACAAACACUCACUGCACAAACACUCACUGCACAAACACUCACUGCACAAACACUCACUGCACAAACACUCACUGCACAAACACUCACUGCACAAACACUCACUGCACACAUUAUGCACACACACUCUGCACUCAUUAUGCACACACACUCUGCAUUCAUUAUGCACACACACUCUGCAUUCAUUAUACACACACACUACACAAACACUCUGCAUUUAUUAUAUACACAAUAAGCAAACACACACUCUGCAUUUAUUAUAUACACACUACACAAAAACAUACACUACAUUCACUAUACACAAACACACACUCUGCAUUCACUAGUCAAAUACUCACUGCAUCCAUUAUACACACAUAUAUUCUUGAAAACAAAUAAUUCUGACCUGGCCUGUAUAUUUUGUGCAUUUACCUUUAAAAAAAAUAAAAAAAAUAAAAAAAAAAUUUGCAAAGUCAAUAAAAUAAACAUGUUCAGUUAACAGUAGAUUUGUGUAGAAAUAGUCAAUUUUUUAAAAAAUGGUAACUGUACAGAAUAUCGGUAAGUUAUCGGCUAUCGGUCUGAAAGUUCACAGAUUAUCGAUAUCUGCUCUAAAAAAAAAUAAACAUCUGUCGAUCCCUAAUAUACACCAAAAAAGUUGUGGUGGGGGAGAAAGUGUGGAUGAAAACCCUUUCCACCUGAAGUAAUUGGAUAGCUAAUAUUAAUAUAUUAACUAUCCAUUUACUUCAGGUGGAAGGGGUUUUCAUCCACAUUCUCUUCUGUGGGGAAAAUCAAGUCGUUGGGCUUGACUGGUGUGUGUAUUUUUUGUUUAGCAAUGUAUUAUAUACAGCUAUGUCUAAAUUUAUUUUUAUUUUUCCAGAAAGAGGGCCAAAGAUAUGAGCAAAAAAAAUGUGAUAUAGCAUAAUGCCAAAAGGCAAAAUAAUUUAACCAAAUUGUUUAUAAUCUGCUGUAGCCCCAACAGCAAGCAAAAUAUAGCAAUUCUAAAGUAUUCAACUACAAAGUGCCCCCUUAGUUAUAGUGACCCACUAGUGCAACCCAAGUUUAUUCAAAGUACAGAUGUUUCGGGACCCCUGCCCCUUUAUCGCUGACAAAUGCCCAACAUAGAUAUAGGAACAGGGUCCCAAAAUGUCUGUACUUUGAAUGCUGUUUGAAUAAACUUUGGCUACACUUGUGGGCUCCUAUAACUAAGCUGCACUUUGUGGAUGAAUACUUUGGUUUCCAAAGGUAACUUAAACAAGUGGCACGGAUUCUAAAUAAUAUUACUGUAAUAAUACCUUUUUUUUUUUUUUUAUCUUGGCCAAACAGAAUUUAGGGAUAGUAAAUAGAGGAUAUCCUGAAAUCUUCUCAUUCCAAAUUUCUUAGUCCAAUAAAAAGUUAUUACAAUAUGAUAUACUUUUAUAUUUUCCCCUUAUCUGUGUGUGUAUGUAUAUGUAUAUAUGUGUGUAUGUAUGUGUGUGUUAUAUAUACACACUUUGUAUUUGGUCUUUUCCUCUCUAGCCCUUGGAAGACAACCAAAGUAAAUGACGUUAUCUUUUGACGUGUGUACACAAAUUGGGAUAUUAUGUAUAUUUUUUUACAUUUACACUGUUCACUGAAUCCUCUGUUAGAUGGAGAUGUGUAAUUGUGUUUGUCUUCAGAGAUCUAUGUGUAUGGUGUUUUUCCGGUGAGGUGGGAGGAGUGAGCCUGCAAUCCGUGCUCUGCCCACAUUUUUUUCCCGGGCACACUUGCUCACACUCAGACUGUCUCCUUUAAGACCCCUAGCCCUCUGUUGAAGGGGUAUACAGAGGAUUAAAGGGCGGCUGCGCAUGCGCUGCUGGAGGCGGCUGGAGCCUCCAUGUGUAAGAGGCGCAUUAUUUGGCAACGUGAGCAGAGGCCAGGACUACCGGGGAUCCGUGUGUGCAGGGACCCGGCGAGAGAGGCCUCAGCUCGGCCAGGCCCAGGCUGCCACCCCCAUCACACCGUGAGUCAGGGGCACCAGGGGGAGCGGGCGGGAACUUUUCUAUUCCACCUCUGUUUGGGGGGCUUCAAUCAAAAAGUUGUAGUAUUAUUUUAUUUAAUGAGUCAGAUGCUCCUCCUUGUAGGUGGGGGAUGGGAGGCAGUGAGGAGGCAUCAGACCCCUAAUUGUUUCUUUACCCCUCGUUAUCUGGCUGCUAAAAAGCAGAUCCUUUAUUAUUGCAGCCCACCAGGCUGAUGGAGUGCCGGUCUAUGGGGGGGUUGUGUGAAAUCAGACCCUUCAGAUGUGGUAUAUUGACAAGAAGUUGAUAGCGAUGGCCUGAUAACACCAUGUAGUAAUUUUCACUCUCUUCCUGUUAUCAUAUUAAGGGUCACUUCUUUUUUUUUUCUUUUUCGGGGGGGGUGGGGGGGGCGGCGCUGAAUUUCUCCAUCCUCCUUUAUCCUAUAUUAAGCACCCAUUAGGAACACAGCAGACCACGUUGUUCUGCAGAUGUCCAGUUCGGCGAGGAAGGGGUUAAAGAGGGUGGGUGAUGGGAUAUUGUCUGUAGGUGGGGGUGCUGUGGAGAGAGCAGAUGCCUCUAGGGGAGGUGGGAAGUGCCCAGGGAGUUUUGAAGCUUCAUGUCUGAUUUCUCACCAGCUCUCUUCUUCCCCUCCCUUGGUGAAAUAAGUUUUAUUAUAAGGGAGGGGGUUAAAAAAAAAAAAAUGGCUUCUUGGUUCAGACAUCUCCAUUAAGCAAGGCACAUAUAUAUUGGUGUGCUGUGUGUGGUUACCGUGACUCUCUUAAAGCCUUGUACUUGGUGAGACUUGAACACAUUAAUGAUGAGAUGUAAGGAUUCAUGGAGAAGAUGGGGAAUGAAAUGACAAAAGGUUAUUUGGGAUCUCCCUUGCCUGCAGCAUACACCAUGUAUAUGCAAUAUGGAUGAUGCUGGGAUACCUUAUCUGUGGGGAUACUUGGUCCUUGGGUUUUAAUAAACUUUUGGGGAGGUGUAAAGAAGAGCUGGCAAUGUUGAUUUUUAUAUGUUGUAGCUAGCUUACUCCCUGUCUACGUCAUUUAACCCUGUGUUCUGGAUCCGCUCCCAAGAGUCUUCCUCCACUCCCCCCCCCCUCCUUUUUUUCCCCCCCUGUCCUUCCUGUUUUGAAAUGUGCGUAAGGCCAAUGCACAUUGAAAACCACUUUGUUCCAUAUUUUUUUUUUCUUGCGUUAUGCACCUGCCAGGUGUAUUGAUGUGAAAUAUCUAUGCAAAAUAGACUCAAUUUAAACAAAACAUCCUUUUAGAUUUUGCUGUCAAAUAUCACUUUGUCAUUUAUAUUGCCAUGGUGCAUCUUGGUUUGUCCAAUGUACUUUUUUUUUUUUUUUUAAAUUACAUUUGUACUAGUUAGAGUACCAAUUAAAAGAAAUUACUUGUAGAAAUGCAUUUGUAAAAACCAUACUAGAAAAAAAAACACUGCAAACAUGUCCAUGCUUAGAACACUGGGUCAGGUUGUGACUUCCUUUCAGAUGUGGUUAUGGUUGAGCAUGCAUGGAGGACAUCUCUUACUGUAGUCACUCUAAGAUGAGGUGGGUAAUUACCAUAAAUAUUCAGGGGUUAACUAAACCGUCCAAAUUGUCUAAUAUGUUUUUAGGAUUGACACUGAUUGUCAAGUUUAGGAGUUUUCAGUAUGACUUGUCAUUUGCUGACCUUUCUCAUCCUGUUUGUGAGAAGGGUGUUUGUGCAUGUAACUACCUAUCAUGGUUUAAUGUUGGUAAUCCCAAAGUUGGCAUGCGUUAUAUUUCAAAUGCAUGGAUCCAACAUAAAAGCAGUGAACACCUUUUCAAUUUCAGCUAUGUGGCGUGAUCAGCUAGAAACUCAUGUUCUUUGUAUAAUUGGAUCUGUAUUUGGUAACCAUUUGGUGAGCACAGGGUAUAUAUUCCAACAUGCAUGGAUGAACAGGUUUGUUUCAGAUGAGAAAUAAAUGGAUUGUGAGAUCAGCAGCUACUAAAAAUAUGUAGCUACUGCUUUCUUGUUGUCUCCUAGUUUCUUCUACUUUGAGUGGGCUGUAUGCUCUCUGCCAUCUGGCCUUGCAAUGGGCUUGCACGUGCAGCAAAAAGUGUAGUCUAUAUGUGUAUGCUGAUGGAUUACAGCUAGUUCUAUAAAACCAGAUCAAUGUUAAUCUAUGAGCUCCAUCUGACUUUAAAAACGCCAUUAAUACCAACUAUAUUUUGCAUUCUAUGGAACGAUCACUCUUUUCCUCGGGCCCUUCUUUCUGUUGCUCACACACAUUAUUAUUAUUAUUAUUAUUAUUAUUAUUAUUAUUAUUAUUAUUAUUAUUGCGCCAUCACAUUCCUUAGCGCUGUACAAUGGUGUAGGUACAGUAAGUCUAUGCUUGGCUGCACACUCAAUGUGUUGUCAUCAAGUGAGAUGCAAAAUGUUGAAUAAAACUUGUUAUAAUCUAUACUGUGGCAUUAUAAACCCAUGCAGUUAGGAGUAUGUCCUGUUCCUCGUCUGUAGAGACGCAGUACACUCGUCUGAAAUGAAAAUGUUUACUUUUUAUUUUAACAGAGUAGAGGCCUUUUAAUAACGUGAAAGGUACAAUGGUGUAAGUGUACAUGUAUAUAAUUCAGCUAACAGAUGUACUUGGCACUUUAGUUUUACUUUUGAAAUAAGGGGAGAUACAAAGAAUGAGAUAACCGUGUACUAAAAAUAAGCAUAUAUCAGUUUGGCAGCCCUUCCUCUAUAGAGUACACAAUCUGAGUGGAAAUGGCAGAAAUACAGGUACGUAUAACAUGUAGGCGCAUAUUCUGAUCGUGCCUUUUGAUAUCUUUAUUUUAAUGUGCUAGUGCUUCAUGUAAAAUAGGUCUUUCAUAGUCACUUGGGUUGAACUUUGCAAAUGCUUGAUUGUUCUGAAGAUAGGGGGCAGCAAGGGAGUACGUUUCUAGAUAUUGCAGAGUUGUGUGUGUGUGUGUCUGUGGUUAGAAAAACAUUUUCAUCUUCUUUCGAUGCAAGUCCUACACUGAAGAGGCCAAGAAGGUUGCUAAAUUGCAGCCUAGAGUGUUUUUCACAGAUUAGAGGUUCACCCUUUUUAUACUUAUAUGCACAUUUAUAACUAGACAGAGCGUAACCAGGAGCAUGACUAAAAAUGAUAGAUAUUGCUUUGCAAAGGUAUGAUUUGCCUUUAGUGACUCGUAACAUAAUGAACCAGUCAUCUGCAAAAGGUGUGCGUAGAAAGGCCGCAUUUACAGGGUUAUUCACUAAAGUGAGAUUCAAAGUGGUUAUCAACUUUAAGGCUAAAGUAGCCAAACUCGAAGCAUAGCUGAUAUUCCGUUUCAACUACAUUGACCUUAAAUUUGAAAUUCACUUUGAAUUCUCACUUUAGUAACUUGGUUAUUUUAAAACUAUCAUCUAUACAGUGUUGUAGCAAAAUUGCCAGCAAAUAAUUAGUUUAACAUUUUUGACCGUCUUUCUGCAACGUCCUCAAAGAUUAUUGGCUCUGCAGUCAAUGUUGGUGCAUGCACUUACACAUUAAUACACUCAUGCCCUACAUGCAGCGUAACACGCAGCUGCACACUAGGACCUUUUGGGAGACUCUUUUUGGAUUGCACGCGGAAGCUAUAUGCACAGUUGUGAUUCUGCAGAUCUGCCUUGUUUGUGGGUUUGCUAUAUUUGUAAGCAGUGUAUGUUAAAUGUUCUUUAAAUUAUAACCCAAUGAUUCUCAUAUUUGAGUCCUUCAAACUGACUUUACGAGUAGACACUGGUUUUGUAUGAGUUGUUAACAGUCCCUUUAGUGAAAUCCAGAAAUAAAAUAAAUGGUGAAAUAGAGGCAUAAUGUAUUACAGAAUAAGAAUUAUUAGCAUAAUUGUUGGUCUCUUGACGUUCUUGUAGUUCAUUAAAUGCUCCGCUUUCUGUAAACAACUUGCUAGACCUUGGCUUGCAGGAGGUGUGUGUGUGUGUGUGUGUGUGUGUGUAUAAUUUUUUUUUUUUUUAACCCGACUAUGUAUGUGGCCAUGGUAUUGCGGACAUAUUUGUACAUUAACAAGAUUGCACUGAAAAUUUGUGUGUAUAUAAUUCCUCAAAGAACCUUUGUAUUCCACUGCUGUAAUGUAAUACUGUUUUCCUAAAAAAUAAGUGUCAGACAUGUUGUUCCACUUCUGUUGCUACACCCUGUCUAACAUCCAUUACUGUUUGUGUCUUUAACAAAUGAUGUCCAUCUUGUGCUUCGUGACCUACAUAAGGGCCACACAACAGGGAUCACUUGCCUAGUAUAUACCAUUGUUCUUGUUUGCUAGGUCUCUUUCAGGUUGUUGCUUGGUAACAAUAGGGGGAGGAGUCAGAGUUGACUCCCUCAUGAGAUAUUAGGAGUCAGAAAUGUGUGUGCUAGGGAGGGGGGCAGACUGGGUGGUGAUGGUGGCAGCUUGGGGAUUAGCCUCAACUUCCAACAAAGAGGUGUCUGUUUAACCCCUUGCAUGGCUGAGCACACCUGCAGCCUGCAAGUAGGGAGGAGUGUGUGUGUGUGUUUGGGGGGGUUGGUGCGGCUAAUGUGGCAAAGGACCUGCGCCUAUAAAGCCAUCUGGCUAUUUUAUAUUUCUUAUGUAUAAUUAUGGUUCUUAAAAAAAAAAAAAAAAUGGCUUUUUGUUGUGACCUUGUUUACAAAUAGUCAUAAAACCUAAAAACUCAACAUAUAGAGUUGUUAGCGUUCUAAAUUACUUUCUCAAACCGCAAAGAAAGUCUCUUAAGACCUCUCUAGAUAAACCUGAAUUUACCAUUUUAUAGUAUUCCAAAAUGUGAUCCUGUGUUACUUAAACCUAGAUUGUGAAAUGCUAUUGGGUGCAGUUUAUUUCCCUGUUGUACCCAAAUUGAAAAUGCCCCCUAUAUAGUCACAGAGGAAUAGUUUGCUUAUGGAAUGCAAACUACCCCUCAUUUUUCUGCUUCUUUAGUUCUGGGUUAUGUAUCUUUUUGAUUCAGUCUGAACAAUCCUGAAAUGGGAUAUGAUAAAUUAUAAUCUGUUUGUGACUUCAGAUGUCUUCUCUGGGAUUUAAAAUAAUGUUUGAACCUGUUCAUUCUUGUAGGCUUUAGCAUCACCUUCGGUAAGCUUUUCCCUGUGUCUGUCCUUUAUGGCUGUUUUUACACUAUACUAUUUUAUAACACUCCAACAUACUUUGCAACACUGAGUAAUGAAAACUUUCAAGUGUUGGUUCCAGAGUUUUGGUAUAGAGGACAAGAGGUGAUAAGGGCAGUGUUGGAAUAAACUAAUCGAGAACAAUAGCGCAAGUUUCAGUACAGGGAGUGCAGAAUUAUUAGGCAAAUGAGAAUUUUGACCACAUCCUCUUUAUGCAUGUUGUCUUACUCCAAGCUGUAUAGGCUCGAAAGCCUACUACCAGUUAAGCAUAUAAGGUGAUGUGCAUCACUGUAAUGAGAAGUGGUGUGGUCUAAUGACAUCAACAUCCUAUAUCAGGUGUGCAUAAUUAUUAGGCAACUUCCUUUCCUUUGGCAAAAUGGGUCAAAAGAAGGACUUGACGGGCUCAGAAAAGUCAAAAUUAGUGAGAUAUCUUGCAGAGGGAUGCAGCACUCUUAAAAUUGCAAAGCUUCUGAAGCGUGAUCAUCGAACAAUCAAGCGUUUCAUUCAAAAUAGUCAACAGGGUCGCAAGAAGCGUGUGGAAAAACCAAGGCGCAAAAUAACUGCCCAUGAACUGAGAAAAGUCAAGCGUGCAGCUGCCACGAUGCCACUUGCCACCAGUUUGGCCAUAUUUCAGAGCUGCAACAUCACUGGAGUGCCCAAAAGCACAAGGUGUGCAAUAAUCAGAGACAUGGCCAAGGUAAGAAAGGCUGAAAGACGACCACCACUGAACAAGACACACAAGCUGAAACGCCAAGACUGGGCCAAGAAAUAUCUCAAGACUGAUUUUUCUAAGGUUUUAUGGACUGAUGAAAUGAGAGUGAGUCUUGAUGGGCCAGAUGGAUGGGCCCGUGGCUGGAUUGGUAAAGGGCAGAGAGCUCCAGUCCGACUCAGACGCCAGCAAGGUGGAGGUGGAGUACUGGUUUGGGCUGGUAUCAUCAAAGAUGAGCUUGUGGGGCCUUUUCGGGUUGAGGAUGGAGUCAAGCUCAACUCCCAGUCCUACUGCCAGUUCCUGGAAGACACCUUCUUCAAGCAGUGGUACAGGAAGAAGUCUGCAUCCUUCAAGAAAAACAUGAUUUUCAUGCAGGACAAUGCUCCAUCACACGCGUCCAAGUACUCCACAGCGUGGCUGGCAAGAAAGGGUAUAAAAGAAGAAAAUCUAAUGACAUGGCCUCCUUGUUCACCUGAUCUGAACCCCAUUGAGAACCUGUGGUCCAUCAUCAAAUGUGAGAUUUACAAGGAGGGAAAACAGUACACCUCUCUGAACAGUGUCUGGGAGGCUGUGGUUGCUGCUGCACGCAAUGUUGAUGGUGAACAGAUCAAAACACUGACAGAAUCCAUGGAUGGCAGGCUUUUGAGUGUCCUUGGAAAGAAAGGUGGCUAUAUUGGUCACUGAUUUGUUUUUGUUUUGUUUUUGAAUGUCAGAAAUGUAUAUUUGUGAAUGUUGAGAUGUUAUAUUGGUUUCACUGGUAAUAAUAAAUAAUUGAAAUGGGUAUAUAUUUGUUUUUUGUUAAGUUGCCUAAUAAUUAUGCACAGUAAUAGUCACCUGCACACACAGAUAUCCCCCUAACAUAGCUAUAACUAAAACAAACUAAAAACUACUUCCAAAAAUAUUCAGCUUUGAUAUUAAUGAGUUUUUUGGGUUCAUUGAGAACAUGGUUGUUGUUCAAUAAUAAAAUUAAUCCUCAAAAAUACAACUUGCCUAAUAAUUCUGCACUCCCUGUAUACUUAUAGCAAACAAUUAUGUUUUUGUCUUAAUAAUGUGUAUAUAAACUAGUUUUGGAUUUGUAAAGUAAUACAAAGGAGAUUUUUUUUAUUAAGAUUAAAUUAUAUAUAUCAUUAUAAUUACAAAUAUAUUUAGCUUUUUAGGAUUAGAUCAUUAGGACCUUUCAUGCUGAGCCAUUUGCUUAUUGGUUCCAUUUAUAUCUAAUAGGAAGGUAUAUACAGUGAGGGGAAAAAAGUAUUUGAUCCCCUGCUGAUUUUGAACAUUUGCCCACUGCCAAAGAAAUGACCACUCUAUAAUUUUAAUGGUAGGUGUAUUUUAACAGUGAGAGAAAAAAAAAAUCCAGAAAACGCAUGUCAAAAAAGUUAUAAAUUGAUUUGCAUGUCAAUGAGUGAAAUAAGUAUUUGACCUCUUCGACUUAGUACUUGGUGGCAAAACCCUUGUUGGCAAUCACACAGGUCAGACGUUUCUUGUAGUUGGCCACCAGGUUUGCACACAUCUCAGGAGGGAUUUUAUCCCACUCCUCUUUACAGAUUUUCUCCAAGUCAUUACGGUUUCCAGGCUGACGUUUGGCAACUCAAACCUUCAGUUCCCUACAGACUUUCUAUGGGAUUAAGGUCUGGAGACUGGUUAGGCUUACUCCAGGACCUUAAUGUGCUUCUUCUUGAGCUACUCCUUUGUUGCCUUGACUGUGUAUUUUUGGUCAUUGUCAUGCUGGAAUACCCAUCCAUGACCAAUUUUUAAUGCCCUGGUUAUAGAAAGGUUGUUCUUACCCAAGAUUUGACUGUACAUGGCCCCAUCCAUUGUUUCUUUUGAUGUGGUGCAGUUGUCAUAUCCCCUUAGCAGAAAAACACCCCAAAGCCUAAUGUUUCCACCUCCAUGUUUGAUGGUGGGGAUGGUGUUCUUGGGGUCAUAGGCCGCAUUCCUCCUCCUCCAGACACAGCGAGUUGAGUGGAUGCCAAAGAGCUCGAUUUUGGUCUCCUCUGACCACAACACUUUCACCCAGUUCUCCUCUGAAUCAUUCAGAUUUUCAUUCACAAGCUUCAGACAAGCCUGUACAUGUGCUUUCUUGAGCAGGGGGACCUUGCGUGCGCUGAAGGAUUUCAGUCCUUCACGGCGUAGUUACAAAAAAAAAAAAAAAAAAAAAUUGGUAUAUUUUUUUUGGGGGGGUGACUAUGGUCCCAGCUGCCUUGAGAUCAUUAACAAGAUGCUCCGUGUAGUUCUUGGCUGAUUCAUCACCAUUCUCAUGAUUAUUGAAACUCCACAAGUUGAGAUCUUGCAUGGAGCACCAGACUGAGGGAGACUGUUAUUUUGUGUUUCUUCCAUUUGCGAAUAAUCGCACCAACUGUUGUCAACUUCUUACCAAGCUGCUUGGCGAUCGUCUUGUAGCCCAUUCCAGCCUUGUGUAGCUCUGCAAUCUUGUCCCUGACAUCCUUGGACACCUUUGCCAUGGUGGAGAGUUUGGAGUCUGAUUGCUUCUUUGGACAGUUGUCUUGUACAGAUAAGGAGCACUUCCUUUAAGAGAUUGCUCCUAAUCUCAGCUCGUUACCUGUAUUAAAGACACCUGGGAGCCAGAAAUCAUGCUGAUAGGGGAUCAAAUACUUAAUUCACUCAUUGACAUUCAAAUCAAUUCAUAACUUUUUUCACCUGUUUUUUUCUGGGUCUUUUUUUUUUUUUUUUUGUGGUUAUUCUGUCUCUCACUGUUAAAAUACACCUACCAUUGAAAUUAUAACAUGAUAUCUCUUUGUCAAUGGACAAACGUUCAAUCAUCAGGGGUUCAAAACUUUUUCCCCUCACUGUAUUUAACCAAAAACUGCACCAUCAUGAGGUGCUUGUAGAACUCAAGAGCCAGACCUGCAUUAAGAGUAUUUUGCUACUCCCCUCUUCCCUAGCUAUACCUAUAUUUCUAUAUAUGUGCUGUUGCUUUAUUUUUUUUCUCAAUUCUGAUUGUUAUUUUAAGGACCAUCAGAAUCUGUUGUUUAAAGGGACACUAGAGUCAUGAAUUCAAAUGUGUAUUCCCAACACUUGAUCUAAAUAACAGUUUAGGCCCUCGUGUUCUCCCUUACCACCUUUUUCCAUUGCUGUGUGUCUGCUUGUGGCUGGCUCCUCCCCCUUGGUUGAGAUCAUUACGCUUGAUUAUCUCUGCAAAACCAAUGAUUUUCCCAUAGGAAAGCAUUGGAGGCUAGUUCGCAGGCACAGCAAAACACUGCUGCGCCAAUCCGCAUCUCCUCAUAGAGAUGCAUUGGUGCAAAGUGUGGAGAUGCUAAACGUCUGUGCACGUUGUGCAGCACUGACACAGGAAGCGUCUCUGGUGGCAGUCCAAGUGACUGCCACUGGAGCUGUCCCUUAGCAGUAAUAUAAAUACUAAUUUUUUUUCUCUGAAAAAUCUGUGUUUAAAGUAAAAUGACUGCAGUUACAUACUAUAGACACCAGAACAACUCUAUUGAUUGCAGUUCUGGUGACUAUAGUGUCCCUUUAAGGAUCUCAUCCCAAUUUUGAAUAUCCCAUUUGAUGAAAGACUGCAUGGAACCACUAUAGAUAAAUAUGCAGGACAUUCCAUACUGAUCUAAGUUCUCUAGGGACAAGAUUGUGAUGUCCUUAAAGGGUUACUCCAACCAUCAUGACCACUUCUGCUUGAACUGAUGCACAUACAGAGAGAACUUAACUUUUGUGUUGGGCUAGUUGCUUCCCCAGUGUACGUGACUUUGGCAGCCUCCGAACUCUGUUCUGGACUGCCUUAUGACAAUUCUGUGCAAAAAUUUGCACGCUGGCGACAGAUGUAAUGAUCUUUUAUCUUGCUCAACCCGCUAACUGCAGGCUUAUGGUGCCUCAAUACAUUGUGUGUAUGUAUGUAUGUAUGUAUGUAUGUAUGUAUGUGUGUGUGUGUGUGUGUGUGUGUGUGUGUGUGUAUAUAUAUAUAUAUAUAUAUAUAUAUAUAUAUAUAUAUAUAUAUAUAUAUAUAUAUAUAUGUAUGUAUAUGUAUGUAUAUAUAUGUAUGUAUGUAUGUAUAUGUAUGUAUAUAUAUAUAUAUAUGUAUGUGUAUAUAUAUAUAUAUAUAUGUAUGUAUAUAUAUAUAUAUGUAUGUGUAUGUAUGUAUAUAUAUAUAUGUAUGUAUAUGUAUAUAUAUGUGUGUGUGUGUGUGUAUAUAGCACAUAUCAUUUUUUUUUAUUUUUUAUUUUUUUUUUUACUUUUUCCUCUACUCGUGUGCUAAUGCGCUGUGAGCGGACUAAAUUAACCAAUCAAACGCUUUUGAUUGGACCAUGGAGCGGAAGGGAGUGCCAGACUCUUGUUGUGGUAGUCAAUGUGAGUUUAUAUAAAUGUUUUGUGAACUUCCGUGCAUUUUGAUAAAUCCUGGCACACUUCAUCUGCUCUAGGACUUGGCAAAUAUUUAUUUCACAGUUGGUGGCACUUGGGUCCCAUCAGUCUGUAAUGUAAUCGUGGUUAUAAUCAAUCUCCACCAUAUAUAUUUUGAAAUAUGAACAAUUCUGUAACUUUCUUUAUCCGUGUCAUCAAUACGCAUGUAUUGCAUAUUUAGUCACAAUGUUUUCAUUGCUGUGUAUCAGUUACGCAUUGUACAGUUUUGUGUAGUCAGUUAUCAUUUAUUUGUAACCCUGUCCCCAAGUUCCUUCUGGUGUUCUGCACAUUGAAGUAGUUUAUCUAUAGGUGUGUGUGUGUGUGUGUGUGUGUGUGUGUUUGUUUUUUCUUUUUUGGUAAUCUCUGCGUAGAUGACUAUUCAGAGUAAUUGGCACCUUUGACUGUCUGCAGUAGUUUAAUAAGGAAGCCAUUUUCUUCCUGCCUGGGUUGUUAGGAUGGGUGGGUGUUAACUCUUUUAUUACCAGAUCCACCUUACACCUACAGUUUUCUUGACUGACAAGCAAAGUCCUAUGCACCACCCAUCUCUCAACCUCUUCCUCCAGCACCCCCUCCCAUCCAGCUGUUGUUGGGUCAUUUCUGUACCCCACCCCUGUUUCUUUGCCCAUCCCCCACAUACUCUUGUCCGUCUGGCUGUACUGUGUCACUUCCUGGACACUCUGUGUACAGGGUAUGCUGGUUAACGUGUACUAAUACACGCUGUCUGUAACAUCUGCAUUUCCUUUGUGAUCCCACCAGCAUCCAACAGGUUAAAUGCUUUUGUAGUCUACUCCAACAAAUCUAUCUAUGAAAGGGUUACUAUGUCAGUGUCGGUUUCACUUUAAACUCCAGAGGUAGCUGGAAGCUGGGAUGACAUGUGAAACCUUAUCUAAUAAGAGGUGUGUUCUUCUUGUAAUCUUCAAGAUUGUGUCAACAUAUUUAAUUGUGUUUUGGCAUUUAUGGUUUUAGUGAUAAAGGGUCUGUACCUUCUGAGCCAUAAUGUGUUCACACUUUGAAUUACAGUAGUGUAUGAAAUGCAAAUUUCUUUGAGGUUAGUCUAUCCAACAUGAACUUUUAAAGCCUGCGUCUGAGUUUGAAGACUGUCCAUUCUGGAUGUUUAAUAUUAAAACCUCAAAAUUGUUAAGGGUUAAGAAUUAAUCAGUGGAGAGAGAGAGAGAGCGAGAGAGAUCCCCCCCACCACCUUUUAUACAGAAGUACUUAGUUCCACUGUCAAGUGUUGAGACUGAAGAUUUCAAGGCAAAAUGUAAACUUUUGAAAUAUGUGUAUUUAUACAUUAAUUCCACCCUAGAGAUUAAAAUCUAGGGUGUAUUUUAGAGAUUCAGUUUAACCCAUAAACACAUAUGGAGUCCUGUUUUUUACUCCUGCUGUCUUGUAAAGAAAGACGUUUGUACUCCAUCUACAUCUUAUGAAUCUUUUGUAAAAGGUUUACAUUGCCCUUGCAACAUCUACAGGCUAGUGUAUUGAUUCAGUAUUUUAGGUUCAGUACCUAAGAUUUGUGAAUUGGACUGUCAUGGGAAGCACUAUUUGCUGAGGUUUGGCUUAAAGGUGUGCAAUGGCAGCAAGAUGUAUGUUCUUGAUUUAAUCCCUUGAUCCUGAACUGUGUGACUUGUUCAUUGGCACAGUCUGAAGUGCUGUGCUCUGCUUCAGCAUACUAGAAGGGAGAUACUAGUAAAGUUUUGCUUGUUUGGCACAUGUACUCUCUACCAGCAGUCUGUAGUGGUUAUCCUAUGGGGAAAAGCUGCAGUAUAUUGUAAUGAAUAAAUUAUAUUUUUGGAGGGGGGGAGGGGGCAGCAAAGUAUAUUAUUACAGGGAUUUACAAAUUUGCAUGGAGUCUAGGAGCCAGCUAAAAGUUAGCAGAUAUAUCUAUAUAUCAUAUCUAUGGUGGAUGAAAACCCCUUCCACCUGAAAUAAAUGGAUAGUUAAAGAAAUGUUAAACACAAAUGCACACAGCAGGCAAGCCAUAAGACUUGCUUUUACCAGAGAAAUUUCAGUCAUAUGGCUUUGAAGGGGUUUUCAUCCACACUUUUCCCCCACCACAACUUAUAUGGUAUGUACUUAAAGGGAUUUUCCAGUGUUUUCCUGACACUGCAGGACCCUGUAGUGCCCCUCUCCCUCCCACCCCCCAUUCCAAGUUGCUGAAGGGGUUAAAACCUCUUCAGUGACUUACCUGAGUCCAGCGACUAUGUCCCUCGGCGCAGAGUCAGGCUCCGCCUACUUUCCUCCCCCAGUGGGCGCGACCUAAUGCACAUGUGCGGAAAUGGCCACGCACGUGCAUUAGACCUCCCCAUAGGAAAGGAUUAUUCAAUGCUUUCCUAUGGGGAUUUUGGAGACGUUGGAGGUCCUCACAUAGCGUGAGGACGUCCAGCGUCGUAUAACACACUUUUCGUGUCCUAAGAACCUAUCUCAUGCUGAUGAGUUGAAAUAACAACGAAACAGCUGUCCAGGAGUGGUUCACUAGCAUUUCACCUCUUCCUGAGUUAUGUUUCAAAGCUGUUCUAUGCAGCAGACACAUACUCCAAGGAAUCCAUGUAUGAAGUGAAAUUAUGAGGAAAAACGUGGUUCUGUGUUGAGCUCAUUUGCAUACGCCUACCUAGAAUCCAUUGCAGUAGUGAGAUCACUGUUAAAGUGAGAUUUCUGUGGUAAAAGCCAGUCUUAUGGCUUGCCAGGUGUGUGUAUUUGUGUUUAGCAAUGUAAUAUAUAUCUAUAUCAUUUUAUGUAAACAAAGCUAAAUUUUUAACGACAAAAAUACAAAAUACAAUUCUUAUAGGGACACUAUAGUCACUAGAACCACUAGCGGUUCUGGUGUCUGUAGACUGUCCCUGCAGGCCUUUCAAUGUAUCUAUAUGUGGAGAUGCUGAUUGGCGGUGUGGUUUGCUGCUCAUGUGCUAUAGCCUCCCAAUACUUUCCUAUGGGAAAGCAUUGGAUUGGCUAAGAUUAUCAAGCUUGAGCACCUCUGCCAUGGAAGUGGGGCCAACCACACCAAGACUAGCACGGGAAGGGAAAAAAAGGUUAGUGAAAACACCAUUCUCAUGUGAUUGGAGGGGGGGCUGGUUACCUAAACACACACACUCACUGGCAGACACACAUUCUGUCAAGUUAUUUGGUUUAUUUAAAUUUAAUUCCACCCAGCCUUCCUACGCUUAGGAAAGCUGGAGUGGAUCGGCUUCACCUGGGGUCUAGUGGGGCUGCUGUCAUUAAGCUCUUAACGCUUGAUGCUGUUUAAUGAUGCAGGCUAGAGUAACUUCAUAUUCCGGAUCUUGGCAUCACUGAAGGGUGUGUGAGAGAGCAGAACAAGAUUACAGCUUCCUCGCCGCCCGGCUCCAUUACUUAAAGCUGGGUGCUGGCCUGCCUCCACAGAAUGGACUGGCAUGACCCAGGUGACCUGGGUCUUGUAUUUGGCGAGCCGUGUGUGUGUGUGUGUGUGUGUGUGUGUGUGUGUAUAUAUAUAUGUGUAUGUGUAUGUAUAUGUAUAUAUAUAUGUAUGUAUAUAUGUAUGUAUAUAUGUAUAUAUGUGUAUAUAUAUAUAUAUAUAUAUAUAUAUAUAUAUAUAUAUAUAUAUAUAUAUAUAUAUAUAUAUAUAUAUAUAUAUAUAUAUGUAUAUAUAUGUGUGUGUGUGUGUAUAUAUAUAUAUAUAUAUAUAUAUAUAUAUAAAUAAAUAUUACACACACACACGUUAAGUUGUCAUCUUAGCAGCAACCGGUAACUAUAGUGCUUUCCCCCUUACCUUUUCUGUUAAAUCAGUACAUGAAGGUCUGGUAACUGUCCCAUCAAAAUAAAUUUUUUAAAACACUCUUUAAAUAUUUUUGUGCUAUGUGAACAUUGGACAGAAGUAUCGUUUAAAAAAAAAAAAAACAAACAAAAAAAAUACAUUUAAAUAGCUGUAGAGGUGUUUUUAUUUAUGUGGAGCUUUAAGGAGUUUUUUUUUUUUUUUUUAAUUUUUUUUUUUUUUAUUUUAUUUAUUUUUGAGUGUAAAAGUCAGUGGUAUCAGCCAUAGCUUCCUGAUUCUUGUAUAACUACAACUCCCAAAACUUGGCCUUUCCUAAGAAAUUUUUUUAAUUGAUUGCCGGGUUUGUGAAUCCAUUAAAGUUGGGGGCAGUGGGUCAAUAUCAUACUCCAGAUCUAAACUGUGUCUCCCCUUCCCCUCCCUGUUAGCAUGCAUGGGACUGUAGGUAUAGACUCUUUGUAUUUUCUUGAAAUGUGUUUGUCAUAGAGCUAAAUCGCAUUGGUCUGCACUUUUAACAAUGCAGCAUCCUGGCUGUGAAAAUGCCUAAAGCCUGGAGCAUGAAUCUGUAUUGCAUUUGUUAUUUCUAGAGCUGCAAGAGAAAAAUCUAGACUAAACUAAUUUGGAUGACGACUGUAGCAAAACCAUCCCCAUUGAUCUUACACUUUCUUCCAGUUUUCAGUCUUGUGAUGUACCAUGAAGCUUACACUUCUUGUACAGGUUAAAAAAUGUGCUUGUUGAAAGCCACACAACUCACAAGUGUUAGUAUGUUUGUGUUGUGUUUUUCUUUUUUUUUUCUGGUUUACCCCUUAAGGACACAUUACGGAAAUAUUCUCUCAUGAUUCCUUUUUAUUUCAGAAGUGGUGUCCUUAAGGGGUUAAAUAUAUAUUUAGUAUCUUUAACGGAACGGUAUAGCGUUAGGAAAAUGUCCCUACUUAUAUAUGCAAGUGAUCCUUUUUUUUUUUUUUUUUUUCACAAUUAUAAUUUUAAGCACCACACCUCUUUACUACUUUACUUCUGCAAUGUCAUCGAGGAUGCUUGUCUUCCUCUGGCAUAAAUCCAAUCUAUAAGCAGUAUUGUGCACCUGAUGUUCAUGUGAGGUGGGUGCCAGGUGCAUCCAGUGUUACUUAUCAUAUCCAAUUCUUUACAAUAAGGUGCCACGUUUUGUACUGUCAUUUAGAGGCGUAUUUACCUUUAAGGUAAACAUUGCCCUUUCUGCAAAAUGCCAGUGUUUUACCUUGAAGGCAGAGACCACUGCACUCAGACCACUUCGUUAAAAUGAAGUGUUCUGGGUGACUUUAGAUGCCCUUUAAUCUAUCAAUAUUAGAAACCAUGACAAGUUGUGGGUGGUAUUUGCAUAUUUUGGGUCAUUUUCAUAACUUCUUUUAAGGGUUCUUAGUGUUUCUUUUUUGAAGGGUUCAGUAUUUAAUUUGACCCUUUUGGAAUAGCUGCUUUGGAAAGAAUUGAAUAAGUGCUUUUCUAUGGGGGUGUUUACAAACACUGGAGGUCUUUGACAUUUUAAUUGUUUUAUUUUUGAAAUGUCAGGAAAGAAUUUAAGGAAUACAGUUUUAUAUACCUCAAUUUUUAGUAUCCAACAUUAAUUAAUAAAUAUAUAUAUAUAUAAUUUUUUUUUUAAACCCCAAGUUUGAGUGAGCACCAUUACCGCGCAAUGCCGGGAGGGUUUCACUAGCCAGUCCAUGUACAAUAUAAUUCUAUAUUUGCAUGCCUUGUCCACUGAACUCAAUAUAGUAUAAAGUAGACGUGCCUCAGGCCAUACAGUUAUAAUGGGUGACACUAUUUAUGAUCUAAAAAGACAGGGUCUUUAAAUAUAUUCUCAUCUGAACAAAACCUUCUCACAACAUCAGCUAGCAAGGAAAAGACCAGCAAACCAUUGCAAUACGGCUUUGAAAAGUAGAAGAGUAUAUUUGUAUGUAGAAUAUACUAAAUAACACCUCAGUGAAGUGUUGGUUUCCCAAGUUAGGUUUAUUUGCUAAAGUGAUUUAUUGAACAUUUCAAAUAUUGGGCUGAAUUGACAUCAAAUCUGCUGUUUUGGCUUAAAAUUCUUAAUUUUCUUUGAAUUCUUAACAUUCCACACUUUAGUGAACAUCAUCUAUUUCUCCUAAUGCAAAUACUCUGUAUUAUUGUUACAGGCUUCCUCAAUACUUUUUGAUGCUCCUGUGAUGCAACUGUAACUCGUUCCAUUCAUGAAAAAUAUGUAUAUGUAGAAUUGGCUAUACUGGUAAUAUUAACUUGAGCAUUCAGUUAAUUCAUAAGACUUCAUGAAUGAAACCUCUGCAAAUUUAAACGCAUACACCACAAUUGCAUGGAAGACAGUAAUUUGUGAGAUAUGUUUACUGCUCCCACCAAGAACAAUAAGAAGGGCCCAUGAUUGCUUCAAAAGUGAAUAUCCUUAAAGAAACACUAUAGUGUUUGGAAUACAAAGCUGUAUUCCUAACACUAAAGUGUUUCUGUGCUGCCGUGGCACUACUGAAAGGGUUAAACUAACCUUUUUUUUUCUUUCCACUCCGCCGCCUCAGAUGUCUGUGCUGAGGGGGAACCUAAUGCGCAUGUGUCGUGAGUGCCGCACGCGCAUUAGGCCUUCCCCAUAGGUAAACAUUGAAUCAUUGCUUUCCUGUGGUGUUUUGCAAGAGGCAGGAUGUCCUCAGGGAAUGGGUUGAAUUAUGUGAAACAGCAGGAAGCACCAAAGGCAGUCUUAGCCCUGCAAUGUAAACAUUGCAGUUUCUCUGAAACUGCAGAGUUUUACAGUGCAGGGCUAACGGCGACAGGGACACUGCUCCCAGACCACUUCAAUGAGAUGAAGUGGUCUGGGUGCCUAAAAUGAUUAUUUAAUCAUCUAUGAGACCUGUAAUCUUACGGCACCUCUCUAGUACCUUCAUUUGAUCCAAACAGCAAUGAUAAACCCAUACAAACCAGCCCAUUUUAUUUUAUAGGAAGACUGUGCGUGCUUGGUACAUUCAAAAAGAAAGUAAUGUUGACAGGAGGAGGGAAGAGCCACACCAGUUUGGCUUCAUAACAAAAAAAUUGCCAGACAGUCAUGUGAUUUCUCACUGUAUGAAGCAUACAGAUGUGGUAAGGAGGUUUAGUUUAUGAACGUGUUGUCUUAGUUUUGGAGUUUACAGAGAAUGGUGACAUAAGUCAUCCAACAAGCUGUUCUGUGGCCAAAAACUCAGAGGAGAAAAGCCAUAGCUGUCUCAAAUGGUAAAAUAACGCCUCUUUACAAAACUCUAUACAAGACAAGUAUGCAGAAUGCCAUAUCUGAAAGCACAUGAUGAUGUAGAAUGGAUGAAGCUAUAGAAGAGAUGGAGUUUGUGAUCACCAAAACUAGAUGACUGAAGAUUUCUAAAAAAUCUGCACACCAGUCAAGAGAUAUAUAUAUAUAUAUAUAUAUAUAUAUAUAUAUAUAUAUAUAUAUAUAUAUAUAUAUAUAUAUAUAUAUAUAUAUAUAUAUAUAUAUAUCUCUCUAUCUAUGUGUGUGUAUGUAUACAUCUCCUGCACUCCCACCUAACAAAAAUCAAAAAAUGACCCGGUGCUCUGGUAGCUCCAUAGUAUAAAAUGACAAAAAGUACCGGCACUCAAAGGAUUUUCAAGUUAUAAUCUUCUUUAUUCUGAAAAAUACAUCAUCAUCGGGAUGAUGUAUUUCUCAGAAUAAAGAUUAUAUCUUGAAAAUCCUUGGAGUCCCGGUACUUUUUGUCAUUUUAUUUAAAUUUAUAUAUACAUACAUAUAUACACACACACUGUCUCGGUUUUCCAAGUGUAUUAAAAAAAUAAUCAUCCAUACAUCGUUUCGACCCUCCAGGGUAUUUAACAAGUUAAUGACAGUGUACAUAUAUAAUAACUUACCCCAUCUGUGUGAUUUUAUUCCUGUGCAGUGGUGACGUGGUCCUGUGACCUAACGUGAGAAAACGUGUAUGUGGUGUAUACAAAGGGGGAAAAAGGGGUGGGGGGAGGCAAAAGAAACCUAAAAUUUAAAAAAAAAAAAAAAAUUUAAAAAAAAAUUGAUAAUUAUGAAAUAAUAAAUUUAAAUAUGUUAAACAAAAAUCUUUCCCUCAGAAAUAACAAAUUUACAAUGAUGUUACUACUGGGUGGGCAUAUGCAAAUUAGUUUAACAAAUAGAUAUGAUAUAUAUUACAUUUUUUUUUAUAUUGCUCCUCCUCUCACCCCAUUACAAUUGGGUGUGCCAUGUUUAAAUCUACCUCUAUUGCUUAAAAUUAAGUUAAUAGUGUUGAAACAGAAUAUAGAAGCCGCACUGCAAGAAUACUUUAGUAACAUGCAAACUGGAGAAAGAUAUACUCUUAUAUCAUGAGUCCCUUCUAGGAAAGAUAAUAAAUAGUCCACAGAGAAGGGGUAAACUCCAUAUCUGACCGUUGUGUUGUAUGAUGGGUAUGCACUGCUGGCCUCAAUUCUGUAUACUGAAUAUUAAGUCUCAGCCAGAGAUUUUAUACACUCUUGUGUCUAGCUGAAUUUAUAGGUGAAUGUCACUUGUUUUUCACAACUGUAACUAGGUUCGUUAUAGAGCUGCUUGCUAAUCUUAUGCAACAGGGAGACCAACCUCAAAACAAAUGUUCUAGAACUCUACUGAUCAAUGGGAAACCUCAAAAAAAAAAAAAAAAAGAUGGAGAAGCAAAUCACAUGGCAACUGUCCUGAGGUUAGACCUCUAAGACAUGUGUCGACUCCCAUCCCCCGCCACCCUUUUCUCCUGGGUAGGCGAUAGAACCAGACGGGUAACCUGAGCUGGUCUUAAAGGGUCUGUGUCCGUGUCCAUCUGUGCAACAAAUGAAUAAGAUAGACUUGCAUCAUGCACUAGCAAUCUCCCUUCCACAGAUAAAUUAAUGGAUAUGCACAAAGUGUCCUUGUGCCCACUUUCAUUGUGAAAUCUAUUUUUGUUGGAAAUGCUCCUUUAUUUAAGGAGAGGCCGUUUUAAACCCAUCACGCAUAGCUCCCGUAGUGUCGGCACCUACUGGGUUGUACCUCAUGCAUGAUUUAGAUGUCAGUGUCUGGCUUAUAAACAUCAGAGCCCGAAUGCCAGAAGUGAUACAAUUUUAUUUUUUAUUUUUUUAUUGAGAUUCUCAUUUCCAAUUUUUUUCAUAUGUAGUACUUUGUUUCACCAGAACCUGGUUACUGAAAAUAUGGAUUGAUGUGGCAGGCUUCUCUAUAUACCUAGAAAGUGUUGCAACCAGGGACUACUGGGUCCUUAUGUGGAAGCCAGAUUUUUUUUUUUUUCCUCCCCUCAUUCUUUUGGUUUUUAGUUUUUGUUUUACUUUCUGUAAGAAAAGCUGAUGCACACUAGGUACUCCUUUGUUGCCCACGUGGAUUUAAGGAUGAGAUUUCUUAAUAUUUUGGAUUAACACUUGUACUAUUUUUAGUGCACUUUGUGAGGUUUUUAAAGUAAAAGUUAGAGACAGUGCAGCUUGUUUCCUUGUGAACUGUAGGCAGCGCAUUGAAGUAACUGGAGGUUUUCAAGUAUUACUACAGUGGCCAGUUAAGUGUAAGCUCACCUGUCAUGUCAAGGGAGUGGGGGAGAAGCAGUAUAGCAGGUAUAAAAGGUAAGCAGUUUUAUUUGUAAAAUAGUUUUAAUUUUAGAAGUUUUUUUAUAUUUUAAUUUAUUUUUAGUUGUCUAAAGUGAUUUUUAUUAAUCCAAUUAUGGUGGGCAGAGUAGUCCAUUUAUAGCAAUGGUUCGCAGUCAAUUUAUAAGCAAUGGUUUGUCCUUUAAUGUGGUGGUCUCAUUCUGGAAAACUGAAAAUGUACAUACUUUUAUAUUUUUGUGUACACACACACACUUUUUUUUUUCUUCUCCCCAUCCCAAUUCUAAAUGUUAUAAUUUAUAAGUGACACUAAAGAAAACUUACUCAAAAUAGAUUCACUAAUUAGUCCUGAUUAUUCAAAUGUCCAAUCUUUCUAGGUUUUCAGUUAAUAUUUAGAAAUUGUAAAACAAAGUGUGCGGUUAUUGUGAUGUCUGUGGGGGUGGGAGGGCAAGUUCAUGAAUAUAUAAUUUUGUUUUUAAAGGACCACUAUAGUGCCAGGAAAACAUACACUUUUUUUUUUUUCUGGCACCAUAGUGCCCUGAGGGUGCCCCUCCCACCGGGCUCUAGGGGGUGGAAGGGGUUAAACUUACCUCUUUCUCCAGCGCCGGGUGGGGGACUCUCCUCCUCCUCGGCUGCAUGCGCGGCAGGAGCCGCACGCGCAUUCAGCCAGUCCAUAGGAAAGCAUUCUCAAUGCUUUCCUGUGGACGCUGGCAUCUUCUCACUGUGAAAAUCAGUGAGAAGCGCAGAAGCACCUCUAGCGGCUGUCAAUGAGACAGCCACUAGAGGCUGGAUUAACCCUAUUAUAAACAUAGCAGUUUCUCUGAAACUGCUAUUUUUAUAGAAAAAAGGGUUAAACCUAGCUGGACCUGGCACCCAGACCACUUCAUUAUGCUGAAAUGGUCUGGGUGCCUAUAGUGGUCCUUUAAUUAAAAAUUAUUUUCAUAUUUCCCCCCUCCUCCCCCCCCCUUUCAGGCCAUGGUAAUCUCUCUCCUACUGGGUUUAUAUUAAAAAAAUGGGGCUGAGCACUAUUUUCACUUCCCAUUUCAUUGCACUAGACCAGGUUUCCCCAAACUCCAGCUCUCCAGAUGUUGCUGAACUACAACUCCCAUGAUUAUCAGCCUAUCUAUUUCAUUCAUAGAAUCAUGGGAGUUGUAUUUCAGCAACAUCUGGAGUGCAGGAGUUUGGGGAAGCCUGCACUAGGCAAUGAACUUAUAUUUGUGUGUGUGUAUAUAUAAUUUUAUAUAAAAUUGUCACUUAAUGUGGUCAUAUUAAAAUAGAUGGAACAACACAACCCUUGAUCUAAGAAUUGCUUUUCAUGAUGUCUUGAUAAGGGUCUGGUUAAGUGAAUCACAUGUUUUAGCAACUGUGGUGAUACUAGAUGCAUGGUAAAGUCCACUGUCCAGGGUAGGAGGACAGUUUAUAACAACAUGAAAAUUACCGGCCCAAUAUUGUGUAGGUAGGUCUCCCUCGUGUUGCAAAAACUGCUCUGAUGCUUCGAGCUAUGCACUCAACAAGACCUCUGAACGUGUCCUGUGUUAUAUGGCAUGAAGUCCUUGAUUGUCAGCAGAUUCUAGCAGUCCUGAAAUUUGUGUGGUGGGGCCUCCAUGGAUCAGAUUUGUUGUUUCAGCACAUCCCAUAGAUGCUCAAUCGGAUUGAGAUCUGGGGAAUUUGGAUGCCAAGUCAACAACUUGAACUCUGUCAUAUUCUUCAAACCAUUCCUGAACAAUUUUGCAGGAUGCAUUAUACUAAUGAAAGAGGCUACUGUCAUCAAGAAACACAAAUGUCAUGAAGGGGUUUAAGUGGUCUGCAACUAUCUCUAGGUAGAUUGAGUCAAAGUAACAUCCACAAUGCCAGGACCCUAAUUUUCCCAGCAGAACGUUGCCCAGAGCAUAACACUGCCUCCACUUGACUGCCUUCUUCCCAUAGUGUAUCCUGCUGCCAUCUCUUUACCAGGUAAACGACACACAUGCAUCCUGCCAUCUACUUGAUCUAAAGGAAAACGUGAUUGAUUCAGGCCCGCCAUGUUCUUCCAUUGCUCCAUGGUCCAGUUCCGACACUCACAUCGCUAUUGAAGGCACUGGACAAGAAUUAUCAUGGGCACUCUUGAUCAGUCUGCCGCUACACUGCCCCAUGUGCAGAAAACUGCAAUACACUGUGUUCUGUAACCUUUCUAUCAUGGCCAGCAUUGUUGUUCAGUAAUCUGAGCUACAGUAGAUGGUCUAUGUGAUCAGAGAGGCUAGCCCUUGCUCCCCAUGUGCAUUAAUGAGUGCCCAGGACCCUGACGCCAGUUCACCAGUUGUCCUUCCUUGCACUGCUUUUGGUAGGUACUAACCACUGCAUACCAGGAACACCCCGCAAGAUUUGCCAUUUUGGAGAUGGUCUGACAGUCGUCUAGAUUGUUUGGCCCUUGUCAAAGUCACUCAGAUCUUUUUGCUUGCCCAUUUUUCCUGCUUCCAACACUUGAAAUUCAAGAACGGACUGUUCACUUGCUGUCUAAUAUAUCCCACUCCUUGACAGGUGGCAUUUGUAAUGAUAUAAUAUUAUUUACUUCACCCGUCGGUGGUUUUAAUGUUGUGACUGAUCAGUGUAAGUUCACUUCAACUGACAUUGUAUAGCUCAAACCUUCUCUAGGGCUUAGCUGCACCUAGCAAGUUGUGGUUGUUAUCCACCUUGGAUGCAUGUUGUCCUAAGUUACAUCUAUUAUUUAAUUGAACUCCCAAAUUUUGUAUUUUUUUUUCUGUCUAUGAAUAAUGUGCUCAUGUGGAGCACAGUGUAUUAAUAUAUGCAAAAGGUACUAUUCUAUUCAAGCCCUGUGGUUACUGAAGUCUGUUUUCGGUACACCGCUUCAGUUGUGAAAAGGGCUAAUAUUAAUGCUGUGAUUUUAUGCAAGGUGAUUGAGUUGUGUUAAGCACAGUGAACAUCUUGCAUGCAAUAUUAAAUGUGUUUAUUUGGUCAUAUAAAAUUAUGGCUGCUCAAUAUGAUAAACAGUAAAUUAUCAUGCUUUUAGACGUCAAGGUACACUCCACUGCCCAACCAAAAAAAACAACAAACAACCAACCAACGGUUAAAUGACCACUAUAGGCACCCAGACCACUUCAGCUCAAUGAAGUGGUCUGGGUGGCAGGUCCCUCUAGUUUUAAUCCUGCAGCUGAAAACAUAGCAGUUUCAGAGAAACUAUGUUUCACUGAGGGUUAAUCCAGCCUCUAGUGGCUGUCUCACUGACAGCCGCUAGAGGCACUGGGUGCUGGACGUCCAUAGGAAAGCAUUGCGUAAUGCUUUCAUAUGGGCUGUUUGCGCUCGUGGCUCUUGCCGCGCAUUCGCAUCUGACGUCGGCAGGGGGCGGAGAGUUCCCCAGCACAAAGAGCCCUGCGCUGGAGAAAGGUAAGUGAUUGAAGUGGUUUUAACCCAUUCAGCUCUGAGGGUGGGGGGGGCUUAAUGACCCUAUAGUGCCAGGAAAACGAGUUUGUUUUCCUGGCACUAUAGUGCUCGUUUUAAGUAUAUCUGCAGACUUUGUGGCUGUCCAAUCACAGACCUCCCAAUGCAGCUCAAUUAGGAGUUAUUGCAAAGCAGCUGCUCUGAGCCUGCCUGUUGAGUUUAGCUCCACUGAGCAAGCCAAACCAGGGAGUAACAGGACCAGUUGUUGGACAGCCAUGGGUUGUAACAAGAUUUAUGAAAAUUUCUAUUGAAGUAUGCACUUUUUGUAGAAUGAAAAAGGACAUGCUCUUCUCACAUAAAGCAAGCAUAAGUACUUUAGGCAUCUGGAGUGUCCUUUUCUUAGUCUUAAAAUUUAUUUAUUUUUUUUAAAUGACUUGAUACUAUUCUUUUGACGUCUAUUGGAUCAAUGCAGUACUCUUACUAGAGAACAUGCAUGGUAUCCAUUUCUGCGUAUGUAUAUGUUCUACAUCUAAUAGAGCCUUGCUAUAUAUGCAUACCUCUUGUACAUGGUUUUUAUUCUCCUUACCUAGUGUAAGCCCACUAUAUUUUUUUUUUUAUGGUUUUAUAUUUUAUAUGGUUUUAACCAGGUUAGAAAAAAGUAUUUAAUCCUAAUUGUACAGCAGAACACAUUAACAGAGUGCAAGCGUAAAUGACAGGGUUUAUUCAUGCAGUUUGCAAUUUCUUAUCGAAUGCAGGAAAGGGUAGAAAGUAUACAUUUUUAAAUCCGUGCAUGUAGUCCGUAUCUGCUAUAUAAUUGAAAAUAAUUUUGCCAAUAUACAAAUAUAUUAUGUCAGGGCUCAGUGAAAAUGAAGCCUUGGCAAGGAAAAAUUCACUCCUGGAGACCCCAGGUUUGUAGGGCGAGAAACUUUUAUUUUUUAAUGGCUUGCUAGUAGUAUAGAACUUGAAAUAAAAAUAUCUAUCACAGGUUAGUCUGCUUGUAAAUCCCUGAUUACAGUCAAGUUGUAGUGUCUGUUAAGAGGUGAAGGAGGUAUAUGUUGUGGUGCACUUGUAAUCUGUAAGGCUAGGCUACUUUGGGCGCACAUUCCUGUACUGUCAGUCUCUCUCUCUUCUCCCCGCUCCCCCCCCUCUUUAUUUGAGACCUAAAACAAAGUUCAAGACUGCUUAACCCCUUUACUGCUGCACUCAGCUCAAAUUGUAAAUAGUUUGGACAUUUGCUUUCCAAGUUAUUUUAAAUGAAUCUAUAAUUAAUCUUCCUUCUACUUAAUGUUUCCUGGAAAAAUGGUCACAAUUUAUUGCAUUUCAGUAACUUUUACAGCAGACAAUAGAUGCACAUUUUCCUGGCUGCUGUAGGGAAGAGUUAAUGACUGCCAUUUUGCUCUAUAACACCCUUAAUGGACAUAUCAGUGAAUGACACCAAAAUGGCAGAGCUUAACCCCUCGUGCUCUGGCAGAGAUCUUGUAGACUGUUCGAUCCUCAGGAGCUAGUGUGUGUUAGUGUCCUUCCUCCUUACAUUGCUCCCGCUGCUGGCUACACGCUGCAAAUUCCUCACUUCCAGCGUGGGUUUUAAUAGCCUUUUUUUUUUUUUUUUUUAACUUCAGUUUUUGCAAGAAUACCCAGUUCAAUGUAGCCUUUCAAUCUAUUUUUUUUUUUUUUUAAAGUUAUGACGUGAAAAGAUUAAUUGCUUAACAUCAAGAAAAUUAAACAAAAAAAUGUAAAUAAAAGUUGAGUCAGUGAAAAUAUCCAAGGUGAUGAUAAAUGCAUGUUAAAGCAUAGCAUGUUAUAUACCUAUAUUAAGUGUGUAGCUUUAUAUUGGUUUUUCUGAUCUGAAAAGCUGUGAAUUAGCAUUUCUGUCUGUACCCUUUCCUCCCCCAGUUCACCUCUGGACUCACCCUUUGCCUUUUGUGUUCCCUGCAAACUGGAAGAGUCCAAGUUGUGGGGGAGGGGUCCACAAAGCACUAAGGUAGCCGGAUAGUCAUUUAUUGUAAUAAAAGGUUUUUAAAUAGUUUGCGUCAUGUGGUUUGUCAUUGUCAUUUUUAAUGCCAUGUAUGUUGUACUGAUUCAAUACUAAUAAGUAUUACAUUUAGACUUAUCAUAAUUAUUUACUUUUUUUCUCUCUUGUGUAUUUGGACUUGACCUCAUUUACGUUUUUGUGCGUGGAGAUAUAGCUGCAGAUGUACAGAGUAUUGAAAGUGUGUAAAGUAACAACUUUUUGUAGCCUAAAUUGGGAUGCAUCUGUAUUGAAAACUAUACGAAAUCUGGUAGAUGGUUGACCCCUUCAGUGGAAUAAUUGUGCACAAUUAUGUGGGAAUGUGUUUAACUACACAGCCAUCAGCUCUGCAACCCCUUUAUCAAACGUUUUGGGCAUUUCCACAAACAUGUAUGAAUUAAAUGGGCACUUUUACAGAGAUAUGACAGAUUUCGUGUAUAAUUAUUGAACCUACGUGUUAACGUUCAUAACCAUUGGAUAUAAAUCCUGAUGCAUCUGCAGAAGUGGGAAUUUCAUGCAGGGGUGCUAUAGUUGUGUGUAUCCAAGACCCCCUGGUGGUCUUAAAAUUCUCAUAACUGGUUGUAGAUUGAACGAAGAACAUACAAAUUAUUUGAUGGUGGGGCAUGGACAGCAUAUAUCCAAUAAAGGGUACUUAAUUAACACCUCAAAAGUAUCAUGGGAGAAUAAUUAUUUUAUUUUUCUUUAUUUUGUAUUUGCGUGUUUACAUGUCAGUCAAAUUACAAGGCUUUUGUUUUCCACAUUUUAUUUUUUUUAAUAGGGUGUGUCCUUUUUAAAAUUGUUUGUCUCUGUAAUUGGUGUCUCAUUCACUCAAACAAGCACCCCACAUUAGUAUUUUUUUUUUAAUUUCUUUAUUUUUUUAUUAUAAGAUAUCCAUUUCUCAUUUGUCUAACAUUUCAGGCACCAGAGGAUUUAUUCACAAAAGCCCAAUAAGUUGUGCUUGCUUAACAACCUAGGUGUUUUGGAUGGACUAUUUAUUUAACCUACACACAAUUUGUACUGGUUGUCCGUAACCCCUUAAAGGACCACUCUAGGCACCCAGACCACUUCAGCUUAAUGAAGUGGUCUGGGUGCCAGGUCCAGCUAGGGUUAACCCAUUUUUUUCAUAAACAUAGCAGUUUCAGAGAAACUGCUAUGUUUAUGAAUGGGUUAAGCCUUCCCCCUAAUCCUCUAGUGGCUGUCUCAUUGACAGCCACUAGAGGUGCUUGCGUGCUUCUCACUGUUAUUUUCACAGUGAGAGCACGCAAGCGUCCAUAGGAAAGCAUUAUGAAUGCUUUCCUAUGUGGCCGGCUGAAUGCGUGCGCAGCUUUUGCCGCGCGUGCGCAUUCAGCCCAGUAGGAGGAACGGAGGAGGAGAGUUCCCCGCCCAGCGCUGGAAAAAGGUAAGUUUAACCCCUUUUCCCCUUUCCAGAGCUGGGUGGGAGGGGGUCCCUGAGGGUGGGGGCACCCUCAGGGCACUAUAGUGCCAGGAAAACAAGUGUUUUCCUGGCACUAUAGUGGUCCUUUAAGGACACUUGACAUGUGUGACAUUUCAUGAUUCCCUUUUAUUCCAGAGGUUUGGUCCUUAAGGGGUUAAUGGGUAACUCGCAAGUUGAUGUAAACCUGUUGGUCUUUUAACUUUUGAUCUUUCUCACACCUGUGAAGGAAGUGGGGUGUUUAGCUUAAGACCUUACUAGAAUGUGUAGUAUUGGGAGGAAUUAACUGAAGAAGUAAACUCUUCAUUUAUGUAGCAAUGCAGUUUAACCCUUCUGUGACCAGGCUUUUCUGAACUUGUAUUGUAGACCAAAGCCUUUUUGACACUUUUGCAGUGUGUUCCACAAUAAUGUAAAAGGACACUGUUAAGGAACGCUGAAAGUACAUGAACAAUAUAAUGGAUAAGGAGUAAUGCAGUUUACACAAUUUUUCACAACUUACCUGGGGCCUGUCAUUUGCCGGUCAAACGCCCAGGAGAGUCUGAAGCUCUUGCAUGCAGCAUCAGUUGGCUCCCAGAGCUAAACAAUGUUUUUUCACUGUCUUUUAAUUGGCUGAGUGUGGCAACUGAUUGCUCUCAGGCAGUGGGUUAUGUCCUGCACUAGUGGGCCAUCUUGGAGCAGAGAGCUUAUAGCUCUCUUGGUGGAUGUGACUGGUGCCCAGUGGGCCUCAGGUAAGUUGUUAAACUAUUUAUGAGGGUGCCAGGGCACCUCUACACCAUAACGACUACAAUGACCUUGAAGUGGAUAUGGUGCUUGUAAUGUUCCUUUAAAGGACCACUCUAGGCACCCAGACCACUUCAACUUAAUGAAGUGGUCUGGGUGCCAGGUCCAGCUAGGAUUAACCCUUUUUUUAAUAAACAUAGCAGUUUCAGAGAAACUGCUAUGUUUAUGUUGGUUAAUCCAGCCUCCAAAUCCUCUAGUGGCUGUCUCAUUGACAGGCGCUAGAGGCGCUUGCGUGAUUCUCACUGUGAAAAUCACAGUGAGAACACGCAAGCAUCCAUAGGAAAGCAUUAUGAAUGCUUUCCUAUGAGACCGGCUGAAUGCGCGCGUAGCUCUUGCCGCGCGUGCGCAUUCAGCCGAAAGGGGGGAGAGGAGGAGAGCUCCCUGCCCGGCGCUGGAGGAAAGGUAAGUUUAACCCUUUUCCUCUCCCCAGAGCCCGGCGGGAGGGGGGCCGUGAGGGUGGGGGCACCCUCAGGGCACUAUAGUGCCAGGAAAACAAGUAUGUUUUCCUGGCACUAUAGUGGUCCUUUAAGCACCAAAACCAUUGCAUCUUAAUGUAGUAAUUUUGGUGCAUAGACCCUGUCCCUACUGUCUAACAAAUUAAAGCAUUGCUAUUUGUGAGGAAUAUUGCUGUGCAUGCACAUUAGGGUCCUGAUCUCACUAGUGAGGUAUGCAGAAAAAGCAGUCUCACCAAGACUUUUUAUUUGUUUUAUUUAUUAUGAUAAUGCUUUAGACAAACCAUGCACAGUAUACAUCUGUUGUUAUUUAGGGGUUAAAUACCUUAUUUGCAUAAAUAUGCAUAUUUACAGUCAUCGUUUUGCAAAUCACCUCAUGUUAAGAUUACAUAGUAGUAAUCCUGUAGUCAUUAAUUCAGUAAGUCAUUAGAUUUUUUCGAGAAUACUUAAAGAACAGAUAAUGGCCUUAACAGACAUCAAUGUCUUUAAUGAAACUUGAACAGCACAAAGGGGAAAAUUUUAAAGUGUUGAUUUAGGAUUGUAAAAGUGAAGUCCUUAACAGUGGGAUGUACGUGCCUUUUACAUAGUGAUGACCCAAAUUUACAACUUUUGUACAACAUUACUGAUAAAUCUCUGUUUGUGACAAUACGGUUUACAUCCUCUUCUUGAAGAUGAAUCCAAACUGGACAGACUUGAUGUUCUUUCACCCUUGUUGAGGGUGCUUAGCAAUGGCUAUUGGUAGCAACGUUUUGGGUCAUGAUUUAUUAUGACCGCAUUUAGCCUUCCCAGUGAAGGCUCCCAGACUUUAACUGCUAGAUAAGCCAUCUGAACAAUGGCUAAUCCUGCUAUCAGCUGGGGUUUGAAAUGUUUGCAUCUAUGGAAUCAGAAUUAAGAAAACGCAUCAGAGCAUAUUCUUGGUAGAUGUGUGUUUUUUUUUUUUUUUUUUUCUUUCAGGAAACUUAUUUUUGGUGAUCCUUUAAACCUGCUCUUCAUCAUGUGUUACCAUACAGUGCAGUAUAUUUGCAUAGUUUGUAAGCCUUGAAAGGGUUAUUUUCUGUCAGGGAUGCCAAUGAGUAAAGUGGGUCAUUUUGUACAAAUGUUUCCAUUACACAAGUGAAUGCAAGAUGUUGUAGUACAUGCUUCAUAAACAAUCUUGUUCAAAAUACUUAAUCUAUGAAACUGUCUAGGAUUUUAUCAUCCUAUGGCUGCUGUGACUGUCACAAAGUGUUUUACCAGCACAUCUUUUGAUGGAGCACUCCUGCUGUCCCUUUAAGAGUGAUGUGCUCGUGGACUCCGUACAGGAAUGCCAAAAGCAGCAGGCUAGCCCUGGGGAGGGAGGUGGGGGGGGAUAGGAUUGUAGUGAUUGCAGGAUCAGGCGGUGUCAGUGUCACUGGAAGGGGUUAACGCCACUCGCAGCUUGUUGUUUGGAACCAGUUCAGGCUGGUUUUCCAGAAAGUGCUUUUGUGUCUCCAACAGCAUCCUGGGAAAAUUUUAAGAGUAAGGUCACGUGGGGACUUAUGAUGUUAGGACGCAAUCCCACCUGGGGCGUAGCGAAGACUCUACCCCCUUCCCAUUACAUUAGAAGUUGUACCAAAAGAUUUAGUGGUUAUAACACCAAUGCAUACAUUUGUGUUGCUGGGGUUGUCAUAUAAUUAAUGGUAUUUAUGCUUUUUAGUAUAUACUGACACAUUCGACAGUCAUAAACACACCCAUCUUGUUUUCAUCUUUAGUGUAAUAAAAUAUUUGAUAUUUUAUUUUUUAAAUUUCUCUCCUCCCCCCCCCCCCUUUAGACACACAACUUAUUGUUUGCCCUCCAAGUAUUUAACAGAGGCUUGAUUACUUGUAUACAUUUUUCUUCUACUUUUUCCUUGCCAUGUAUCCUGUACCACCUCUUUUGAGCUUAAUUUCAGUCACUCCACUGGUGUUUCUUUAUAGUACUUCCUGUUAAACAGUUUUUAAAGGGGGGAGUUAGAGAUGUUUUUUGUUUUCCCCUUACUUCUUUGUCUUUCCGAUUUCUGGCCUUCUUUAUGCUUGAUGGGGCUCAUGUUGCUGAUAUUCUGUCUAGAUUUUCAGACUGCUAUUUUAAGUUUGUGUUCUGACUUAUUUUCCAGUAGGUGACAAUUUUUUUAUUUUUAAUAUUACAAGUAAACUCUAGUGUUGUGUAUGAAAUGUGUUUUUACUGUGUGUACAGUUUAGUUUAGGUAAAUAGCCAUGGAACGAUUUUCAAACAUUUAAAUUAGUGACAAUGUACAUCCACUGUUUGAUAAAAUAUUCUGUCUCGUAGCUUACCACCACAAUGACAGACGAAGCAUGUCGGACACGGAGUCAGAAACGGGCACUGGAGCGAGAGGGGACACAGAAUGAUGUAGACAAUAAAAAGAUCAAACUUGAAAAAGGACUUUUGGAAAUAAAAGAUGGUGAACUCCUUAUGAAAUCAGAAACUGCAGUAGCAAAAGUACCGGGACUACUAAAGGGUGGGGAAGUGAAAGCUACCAUCAAAGUGGAAGUACAGACAGGGGAUGAACCAAUGGAUAUGAGCACCUCGAAAAGGUGAGUGUCAGCUGCCUUGUGUGUUUAUAGCAAUGUCCUGUAAUGGGUAGGAUGAAGGAUUGCCUUCAGUCAGUGUCAUUUGUGACCCACACACUGGGUACAGUGUUCUCUAAAGUGCUCUAAACUAAAGCGGGGCUGUUGACAUUGAAACAGGUGAAACCAGUAGGCACAUUGCAUUGGUGAAUCUGUCCCUUUAGCAUCUGUUAAUUGUCUGAACUAUUUGUGGCCAAAAUCUUCCCCAUCGUGUUUAAUAAUUGCAGGUUGACUCUAACAUUGGUGUCUGAACUCUACUGUGAUUUUGUUGAAGUGACCUCUUUCUCACUCUGGUUUAAUUUUAAUAAUUUUGGAUAAGCUAAUCAAUUUAUGUAAUAUUUUUGAAUAAACCUUUAAAGUUAUUCUUUUCAAUAUGUUACAGUAUUUUUAAUGUUUAAUCAAAAAAAUAAUCAAGGCCUCAGUAAAAAAAAAAUUUUUUUUCAGCAGAAGUGCUCCACAAAGCUGGGGUAAAGAUGCUUACCACUCUAGUCAGAAAUCUAGUUUUAUAUUCUCUCGUGCGUAACACAUCUCCCUUCGUUCUCUCCUUGCAUCUUUUUGGACCUUCCAGCUUCUCUCUGCUAGUCCCGCUCCUUUCUUUUUUUCCAUUCUGUUUUCAUCCUUACUAUUUGACAUGUAUGUUUGUUACAAUUAUUUCACCCAGCUAUUUUGUUUGUUUCCACUCUGUUGUUUUCAUCUUAACUAGGAAACAGGUGAAACUAGUAGGCACAUUGCAUUGAUGACUCUGUCCCUUUUUCCAUGUUUGCACCACUUUUCAGAACAGCACACGUUUGUACAUAACUCCCACUUAAGUACAUUCAAAACUUGUGAUUGGAAGUUUUGCUGGUCUAUUUUGUAUAAACCUGUCUUGUGGUCUUUUUUGGGGUUUGCUUAUAUGCUUGCAGACACUCUUGCACUAGUUGGUCAGUAUUAUGGUUUGAUCUUUGUACUAAUGUGUGAGGCACUAAAACUGCAGUCCACUAAUCUCCAAUUUAUUUAUUUUUAAAUUGAACUCUAUAAAGGUGCCAAUUUCUAUGAGAAAUCUGCACUUUUAUUAUUGGAUAUCAAUGGAAGUGGCAGGUGUGCUACUUAAGCGUGUCUGCCUCCCCUAUGCAUAUCUCCUUCUCAAAUCAGACCAGUGUUGUUACGGAGCGCUGUGCAAUGUGCGCAUGUACACACACAAGCAGACGCACAUGUAUGAGAAGCUCCUAGUUAUUUCCUUGUGAAGAGACUGAAAGUCUCUCCUGGGGAAAAAGGAGUGGGCUUGCAAAAGCUCUAGUUUUUAUGAAGAUAGACCCAAAAUGAGUACAAAAAUGUAUGCAUGUAUUAGUCUGAUGUCUACUAAGCUGAGAUAUUUUUUUUUUAUUUUUUUUUUGGUUAAUCAGUGGGGUUUUUUUUGUGGUUUUUUUUUAUUGUAAGAGUAUAAGCAAUUAUUUUAGGCUUGCAGGCCUUCUGACAUUGUUACAACAUAGAAUAUACAUCAUAGCAUUAUUGCAAACAUAACAGUGGAAAUUGCUUUCAAUGUUGUUAUACCGUAACUAGAAGUGUUCCAUUGUGUCAACUUUACUCAGCGUUGUUUGUCAUAUCGUUGCACUGGGUAGCUGAGACCAUUUCCACCUGGGCUCUUCGUGGUGGAGAUUAAUAUGGGGGUGUGUUAACCUCCCUGGGUGCCUUGGAGGUGCGUCAUUAUAGGGGUUAUACCUCGUUAAGGUUUGUAUGUGAGAGUGUGGAGAGGUGUUUUUUGGUUUGUGUAAACUGGCGGGAUUGUUCAUGCUCAAAUGAGGUGUAAUAUUUUGGUGACGCGUAGUGUGUUGCGAGCGUCUAUGGGGGCAGGGAGUGUGGGUUCUCCUGGGUUCCCCUCGGACGGGGUGAAGGUGUGUCGUAUGUGUGUCCAGGGGUUGGUUUUGUCUUGUCCGGUAUCUUGCUGGCCCAUGGUCGCUUUUUGGCGUUGGAUCUUUUGGGGUCGUAUCUAGUCUCUGUUGUUUUAUGUGGUCUUGGUAAGAGGUGUCAUGCGAGGCUAGUUAGUUCCUCGUCUGUCCGCCAUUCGUUCGAACAUGGCCUGUCGAGUUUGUAGGGGUGGGGCUUUGUUCCAGGUAUUCGUCAGAUUCCUUUUCUCUAAGCUGAGAUAUAUUAAACUUAUUAAAAAAAGAAGAAAAAAAAUCCCCAUGGGUUUUCACUGUGGAGUGGUCCUUUUUUGAGUUUUUGGAGGUUCCUUCAGCAAUUCCUUGUUUUUUAAAAAAUUUUUUCCUUUUGACAGAAGCAUUUCAGCCUAUAUGAUUUCCUUCAUAUGGUGCUAGAUAAAAUGAAUAUCUAGAAAUCACUGCACUAAACCAUACCUUAAGGUUAGAACAAAUUGUGUAUAUUUUUGAAGCCUCCCCUCCCCCCCCCAACAUCCAUUAAAAAUUAAAUGCAAAACCUUUCUAAAAUAUUUCUGUCAUAGUUUAAUGAUGGACACAGUGUUUCUCACUCAUGUUUGGACACUCCUUUGCAGGAUGCUGUCUGUUUACCUGUUUAUGGCAGGUAGAAUGUCCACUGCAGUGACAUGAUUGAGCCUUACAUAAUAGUAAUGGAUAUAUACAAGUACCCUUUUCUGAUUUUGAAACUCAGCUCAUCUAUUUUCCUUCUGAACUAUUCCAUUGAUGCUCUUGUUCACUAUAUAACAUACUUCUUACGUGUUGUUUUAGCCAGUCAAACAUUAUUGGUUAGUCUAGUAUUAAUGGGGGAACGGUCACUUCUCUCGCAUUUUCACCAUUGAAUAAAACAUUGAUAAUUACCUCUAACUUGUGUUAAACUUCAGCAGCUUGUAUUCACACCUUGCAAAAUAAAUAAUUAUAAUUAAAUAUAAGGAUAAGUAAAGAAAAUAUUAAAAAUGCUGGGAAGUGACAGUCCCACUUUAAGUAUGAAAACUUUAAACCUUUUUGGUGUGCUGUAUAAAUUUGCAGAUUCUCCUAGGGAAUCUAAGGGCAGAACAGGUAUAAAAAGCAGCCUUCAUAGCUUACCAGAUUUUGUGUUCAUUCCGCGUGCUUUAUACAGAAUACAUGUUUACCUUGCAUCAGAAUUUGAUGAAUCGAUAAAACUUACCAGUGGGGAAGAAGGAAAAGAACAAACCAAAUCUUGUCUAGAAACAACCUAUUUUUUUUUUAUUGAUACACAAUGGAUUUAUUUACAAAAUACUGAUUUGUAGUGAAUUAAAUCCCAAAUGACAAAUUUCUAGAAAAAAAAAGAGCUUAUUUUGAAACCAAAUCCUCAACUCCUUUCAAUUCAGUACAAUUAUCUGGGCUAUUCACUGGGAAUUUUAAAUUUUUGAGCAAGGGUAACCAAGCUGGAAGAAUGGCUGACAUGAUUUUGAUGUAAAUUUGAAAUUCACUUUGAGUUUUCACUUUAGUGAAUAACCCAGUCUGUUUUUUGAUGAAAUAAGUUAUCUAGUAAUUCUUAAACACACAUUAUCAGGAUUCCAACUAGAUUCUGCUUUGACUUUUGGUCAGCGUUUUAAAUCUUGCAGAAGAAACUUCUAAUGUGAAUUUAAACAAAAUGUUUUUGUUUUGUGACAUAAAAGGCCCAUAUCUGUCAAGUGCUUGAGAAACACUGUGACCUUGUUAAAAAUGCAUCCUCACACAUCUUUGAUACUCAUGUGUUGGCCAAAAGCUCUUUGAAGUACUUUCACCAUGUUAGCAUGUUUACACGGGCACCAUCUUGUAACAGAAUGUUUGUUGUGCCCUUACCAAAAUGAGGUCUCAAUUGAACUGCUGUAAUCAAAUGUGCAUGUUUUUGUUUGUUGUGCCACGGACACCACCAGAAUAUGUUAACAGACUUGGUGCAUGGGUACUGCAUGGGUACUUUAUGGCCAUAGAUGUCACCACAUCCCCUAUAGAUAAGAAGAAAGCUUAGGACUCCCAGACCAUCCUGGCUUUAAACAGCCUUUACUGAAAUAAAUUAUGAUAAACCUUUAGUUUUAUUCACAGUGUAGUGAACUUUAGUUCUAUUGUACUUUAUUGCCAAUGGCUCCAAGCAGUUCAUAGCUGAUGUUGCAUAAUAUCUGUAGGUUUUGGAUUCCACUCCCACUAAAGGGAAUUUAAACUGACCCCCUCAGCACAUUUGCCUUGAGUGAACCCUCCAUCCAGUUUCUCAAUAGUGGCAACCUCACCAUAGAGUAUAGAAGGGAAGUGAAUAAAUGUAUGAAGUUAGAAGUUAUUGCCAUCAGGGUACUCUGAUGUGCGGUUAAAAAGAAGCAUCCAUAUCUGGGCACACCUGGAGUUUUUUUUUUUUUUUUUUUUUUAAAUUAGGCUUUAUUUGAAGUGUCACAGUACGGUAAUGUUUCAGCCCUACAGCAAGCCUUUGUUAAAGCAAGGGUUUGCUGUGGGACUCAAAUGUUGUCUGCAUUUAAAUAGUCUGUCUUCGUAAGAAAUCUCCAGGUGUGCCAAGAUAUCAAUGUUUCUUCUAUUGAAUUGCUGGGAUUUUGACCCUCCUAAUUUGGAGCACCCUGGUGGGAGUAGACCUUUUUGGUGUGUAUUACCCUCUUCAGAUUGUGCAGUUAAAAUGAGUGCCUAGUCAUGUUAAAAUAGACUUUAUUAGAACACGUUAAUAAGCAUGUGUGAUGACUAUACAAAUGAGGCACAGGUUAAGUAGUUUGUCUUGUUUAGUGCAGGUUAACACAAAUAAACUAAACUCUAUAUCAUAAAAUAGCAUCUGUUGAUUGUCUGAACUAUUUGUGGCCAAAAUCUUCCCCAUCAUGUUUAAUAAUUGCAAUUUUUUUGAAUAAACCUUUAAAGUUAUUCUUUUCAAUGUUACAGUAUUUUUAAUGUUUAUUCAAAAAAAAAAAAAAGGCCUCAGUACUUUUUUUUUUCAGCAGAAGUGCUCCACAAAGCUGGGGUAAAGAUGCUUACCACUCUAGUCAGAAAUCUAGUUUUAUAUUUUCUUGUGCGUAACACAUCUCCCUUCGUUCUCUCCUUGCAUCUUUUUGGACCUUCUAGCUUCUCCCUGCUAGUCCCGCUCCUUUCUUUUUUUCCAUUCUGUUUUCAUCCUUACUAUUUGACAUGUAUGUUUGUUACAAUUUUUAUUUUUUUAUUUCACCCCGCUAUUUUGUUUGUUUCCACUCUGUUGUUUUCAUCUUAAUUAGGAAACAGGUGAAACUUUUCAGAACGGCACACAUUUGUAUAUAACUCCCACUUAAGUACACACUCUGUUGUUUUCAUCUUACCUAGGAAUUUCUUAAGUCUGUCCACCAACCCGUGGAUAAUUGUGUAUGGGUGUGUUGUAUGUAUGGCAAGUCUGUGUUUUCUGCCUCCCCACUAAUAAUUGUGGGAACUCAUUUUAGUUUAGGUGCUCAUCCUGCUGUUAACCCAGGUGCAGCACUCUAAUUUACACAGAAGCACUGAGACCACAAAAGAGCCUUCACUGUUAUCUGAACCGGUGAGAGGUGAUGACCAUGUGUUUCCUUGUUAGAGAGGCAUGUGGGGCUUGUCAGGGAGAUCUUAUCGUGCCAGUGGAAAGGUACCUUUCUAUAUGCACCUUAACUCUGCACAUACCCCAAAGGGCACUAUAGCACACUCUGCACUCUGGGGGUAUAUUGCAUAGGUUGGUGGAUAACCCUGACUAUUCUUUCCAUGUUGUGCGAUUAGAAUGUAAUGCUUACAUGGUGGCUUUAAUCCUUUAAAUGACUAACCUUUUCCAACCCAGGCACUUUUUUUUUUUUUUUAAAUGAUCAGGUGUAUAUCUGUGCAACGCCUACAUCAGUGAUUGCGAAUCCAUAUUAAGUCAUCUCUGCAUGCUGUGUAAAAUAUACUAAUAAACACAAACCGCAGUGCUACAUUGCUAAGACUUAAUUGGCAUUUGCAAUGAUCUGUUAUUAGUUUAAAUUUUUGUUAAUAUUGCUUUUAAGGAAAUGCGGAUGUCUAGAAAUUAAUAAACCAAUGUCCUGCCAUAAACUGAAUUGUGUUGCAAUUUCAAACACUGGGCUGUAGUUCAUGAACUGUGUAAAAUAUUUACAUACAAACUCCAUUAAAAAGACAUCCUACAAAAGUAAUACUAAAUAAGGUACUCUUAUUUAAAAAAAGAGAACCUCCUGUGAUUUCUUUUCCCUUUGUGUGAUAUUUAUCAAGUUGGAGUGCCCUGAAAUAUUAGUGCAAAGUACUACAAGUGAAGCAGUCCUUGUGGGAAAACUCUGGAACAUUCCGUUGGCGGUGACUCCCCUUUUACAUCUGAGCAUCACUUUUCAGAGCAUGACACUGAUCAUUCUCAUGCAUGGUCUAUUUACAGGUGAUCUACUCUACUGAGGGAGAAAGCCAUUUAUUCAAUAAAAGUAAAAGAAAUUCUCAAGGCAUAUAAAGACCACUUAGCUAAGUGGAUAUUGCCUCUUUACGACCAAAAUAGUUAAUUUCCUUAUUUUGUUAUGUGGGGGAGAGGUAGAACUUGUAGAACUCUACUCACUAUAUUGCUAUAUUAAAGAGAACCUUCCUUUUGUUGUUUCCUUAAGCAAUGAAUAAAUAUGCCAUUUAAAAUGAUAAAUUAGGAUUUAGAACGUGUGAUAAGACUGCCUCUCUACAGCAGUGCCGGCGCCACAAUCAUUCAGAGUCUGUGUAACACAAUCACACACCAGGCUCUUGCUUACAUCUGUCUUGGCACUUCCCUGUGCAGGGUGCUCCUUUCCACUAGCACCGUAAAGGUUAUGUAUUAAAAUAAAAAAAGACAUUUCCUAUUUGCGCCUGUUCCCUUGUGUGAACCAUUGUAAUCAAUGGUAAAAUUUGGAUUAUUGUUGGGAAUUGCAGAAAGGGUGUGAAAUUCAUUUGUGUAUUAAGGUAAAAUAACACUUUUUUAAUGCAAAAUAAAUGGUGCAUGCGCACAGCUUGUGUGAAUGUGAUCAUUUUUAUACAAAGCCCUUCAUUGCCGACUCAAUUAAAUGGAGUGCCAGAAUGGAGUGACUAUUACAGAAUUAGUAUACUUCUCUAGCAAGGGUGAGACCUCCUGCACGAGGAAGAACAAGCUCAAUCGUUUUUUAAGCAACACUAUAGUGUUAGUGCAGGAAUCUCCAUUUAGGUCCCUGGCCUCUCUUUACCUAUAAAAGCCUUUUCUCCUACGCCAUACUGGUCUUGCCAAUGCUGGCCGUGGCUCCAUUGCCGAGAUAAUUAAUUUUGAUGUUCUCAGCUGAUCCAAUGCUUUCCCAUAAGAAUCAUUGGGAGGCUAGUGCGCAUGCGCAGCAAAAUAAGUGUGCCAAUUAGCAUCUACUUAUAGAGAUGAAUUAAAGCAAUGCAUCUCUAUGGGGAAAUAUUCUGCACCUCCAAACAGAGUGUAUGGAUGCUGACUCCAGUGCUGAACUAAAAAGCACCUCUUGUGGCUGUCUGAGUGACUGCCAUUAGGGGUGUUAUUAGGCAGCAAAGUUAACACUGCAGUUUCUCUGAAAAGGCCAGGUUUACAUUAAAAAUAAAACCUGCAGGGACAGGCUACAGAUACCAGAACAGCUAUGUUAAGCUGCUGUGGUUCUGUUUAUGGUAGUGUCACGUUAUCUAAUUAAUAAAAAUUGCAUGUAGCAUGACUGGUAUGUUCUUAAUAUUUUAAAGAGAACCUCACACUUUUUUUUUUUUUUAUUCUGAUGUAAAUAGAAUGUCCUCCAAAGAUUAACAGAAUAGGUUCAUUUUAUUGUUGCAAUUAUACUUUGUAACCAAUUCUAAAUUCAUUGCCAGCAGAGCGCUUUCCUUGUUGACUGUUCUACACAAAACUGCUACAAAAUGCAUCUAGAAUUUUCUAUGAAUGGAGUUUUGUUUAGGUGUAUUGUUGAUUAUAUACGUUACUUUGCAUUGUCCAGAACACUGCUUUUUAAAUAAAGCUUUUUGUGCAAUGUAAAAUUAUUUCAGUGCAUUGGGUGCCAUCUAGUGGCAGUUUUCUAUAUGGCAUUCUGUAAAAUAGGCAGUUUUAUCAACUCUUCCGAAUUCCUUUGUGUUUUGCUAGAAUAUGCUUGCACAGUCUGAAGCUUUGAGGAAAAACACAUUACUAGCUAAAUAUCUUUAUCAAAUUGUGAUAACCACAGGCACUGAUACAUAGUAAUCUUUUUAAUUAGCAGUAUUGUGGGGCUUUUUCUAUGCUUAAAAUAUUGGUUAUAGCAAGUGGAGUAAAGUAUCGAUGUACCAGGUUUAAAUAUAAUUUUUUUUAAAAGUGUGUGUGUGUGUGUGUGUAUAUAUAUAUAUAUGUAUAUAUAUGUGUGUGUGUGUAUUGUAUACACACAUCUGUGUGUAUGCUAGGUGUUUAUAAUUUUUUUUUUUUUUGUAUUUCAGAUUCCCAUUUUAAGUGUGUGUGUCUGCCUCUGUGUGUCUGUCCUUUUUAAAGAUAAGAUCAGGAAUGUGAAUGUUUGCAAUUGAGUAGAUGUCCCUGGAGUAUAACUGUAUGGUUAACAGAUUAAAUUAGAGAAAUAGUCAUGCAAGAUCUCUAAAACGUAAUUCAAUCUCAGAUUAUACUUUUAACACCAUUAAAUAGUAGCUGGCCCCUAACAGGCCAAUUCGCUGCAAGGCAUGGUCAUCUCCGUAAGGGAUGAGGAGUUGAUUAUUUGCAUAAUUAUGAAUACACUUAUUGGUUGAGAGGGAAAGAAAUAACGUUUAGUAUUGGGGUUUUCGUGGUGUUGGUUACAUCUGUUACAAUAAUUUGAGGAUUUUGUAUAUUUGGGUAACUCUUGGUUACGUAUUAAGGAAAGCAGAUGGAUUUUAAAAUCCCAGAGACCCCAUGGUCUAAAUGGUCAAUGUCUCUGGGGAUGCAGAUCUAGAUCUACAGAAUAUCCCAUGGUGUCAGCACAUUAUAUCAUUUUGAUACAUAUUUUUGCAUAAAUGUCUUUGAGCAGACUGACCACCAUGUGCAAGAUAUGCUGGUCUAUGUAUUUUAUUUUUCCAUUUUCUCAACUGCCUCAACCAUCUCUCAUCUUACACAUAGCAACUUGAGUGAUCAGACAGAGCAGAGGUAAGAAAAAAACAGAAGUCCACCAGAGCAUAUGUAAAGACUUAUGUGGAAGCUCCACCCUUCAUACACUGAUGGUUAUUAAAGGAACGCUAUAGGGUCAGGAACACAAACUUGUAUUCCUGACCCUAUAAUGUUUAACCCACCAUUUAGGUGGCUUGCCCCCUAUAAAAGUUUAAAACUCUGACUCUGGCUCCGCCCCCUUUGACAUAAUCAAAUAGCCUUUUUUUGCACAUUCCAAUGUUUUCCCAUAGGGGGCGGGCCAAAUGCCAUUUUGGACAAUCAGGACCUACUCAUAGAGAUGCAUUGAAUCCCCAUGCAUCUCUGUGAGGAAAAUUUAGUAUCUUCAUGCAGAGCGUGGGGACGCUGAACGUCAGGGCUGCUUUGUUGGCAGCACUGCCCCAGGAAGCACCUCCAGUGGUCAUCUAAGGAGUGGCCACUUGGAGGUGUCCCUAAAAGCAAUGUAAACACUGCCUUUUCUCUGAAAAAGCAGCGUUUGCAUAAAAAAGGCCUGAAGGUAGUUGUUCUGGUGACUAUAGUGUUCCUUUAAAAGCUAGCAAUCUGUUGUGUGUGCCUAUAGUAACAAUAGCUAUGAACCUCUUUCGCUUUUUUCCUCACUUAAAGGGAUAUUCUAAACAUUGUAAACACUUCGUCUAAUUCUACUGAUUAUAGACCUAGGAGUUGGUGGAUGCAGCCUCCCUGAUGUUUGUGAAAAUGUCAAGCAUUUUGACAAAACUCUCCUGGCACUCAAUGUACUCCUUGAAAGGUCAAUAAGCACUCUAACAACUUUGCAUCUGGUACAAAGAUGUCCGUUGCUGACAUUUGUCUUUGGAAAGGCAGCAACUCUGGGAGCCAUAAAGUUUUUUUUGUUUUUUUUUGUGUGUGCGCGCUUAUUUAAAAUCUAUGGAAAGUCAUUUCCUUACCAUACUUAUAAAAAUGUUGUCCAGUAUUGUCAAUCUCUCUGUAUGGACCAUGCUCCUAAAGGCAAAGUCCAUUAUAAUUGUGUUGUUUUUUUUUAAAAAAUCUUUUUACUAUAUAUACACAAUACACACUAAUUUCUACGGAUAGUAGACAGAUUGCAGUACUUAGGAGCAGGUGUGUUUUUGUGUGUAGAGUUGGUGUUUUGUAUAUAAUUUUAUAGUUUUAAUACAGGGAUGUGUUUGUAAUAUGUGGAUGUACAUUUGGGUGUACAGUUGGUGUUUGAGUGUUUUGUCCAUAAUUUUGGAGUUAGCGUUCAGGGGUGUAUUUUUGUCAUGUUUGCAGGAGUGUGUGUUGUGUUGGUGUUUAAUGCUGGGAUGUCCGAACAUGUACUUACAUACUUUCACAUUACCAAACAAACACACUGACACAUACAGUCAUAUACACACAGACACUGAUACAGACAAAAGCUGAUACACACCGGCACAUACACGCUAGUACACAGACACACACACUUUGUACACAGAUACACACUUUGACACACAGUGUGUAUCUGUGUGUUAGUGUUUUUAUCAGUGUGCAUCUGUGUGCCCCUAUGUGUCACACACACAGAUACAUACAUGCACACCGAUACAUCCGCGCGCACACACACACACACUGGCAGAUGCACAUACUGACACAGGUGUACACACACACACACAUAUGUGCAAAUUUGCUCUUCACUUACCUUUUUUCUGCAUGAGGGUUUAAAGUGCUGCUGGUUUAGCCUGGUGUGCUGCUCCCUCUAGCCGGCACUCUCCGAAUGGGAGUAAGUGCUGUCACUUCCUCCCAGGAUCCCAUACAACCGGAGUCUGGACGUGGUAUUAGACGGCCGCGGCGCCUGACUGGACCCCUGUUUAGCGAUACCGAUCGGGUGGCCUUAAAUGCUUCAGCCACCCGACGGGCGAAUUGCAGCCGAAUCCCAAUUUUGUCUUUGGUUCUGUGGAAUGCUAAUUGGGAAACGCUGCCUUAGACUGUAGGGUUGCUUAAUUAUGAGUGUUGAUUGAUAUUCUGCAGCCAUUCAUCUUUUAUCACAUGACUUUCUUGUAGUUUACCGUUUAUUUACCUGUGCACGAACUGAAUUGUCAUGUGAGUUCUGCUUCCCAUUUUAAAGCUAAAUACAUUUUACAGUCUACUAAAAACCUUGUGUGCUUGUGUAAUGUUUUUUGCAAUAUGCAUAUGAUCACUUUUGUUGGAAGUUAAAGGAACACUGUCAAUUAUAUUUUCCUCUAGUCUAGUGUGUAAAUUAACUCUGCUUGUGCAAUCUGUAACUUAAAGGGAAUUGUUCUCCGACAUCUUAUGUCUACCUAUCCCAUAUAUUUAGCAAAUAUAUUUUUGAGCGACCUGAAAAAUACACAAUGUAGAAUCCCAUGCUUCUAUUUUUAAACUUUGACUUCUUGUCAGUCAUCCUUAUAAAUGCUGACCUUCUCUGCUAACUGCAAACCUAGUGGAUUAAGGGAAACUGAAAUGGUUUUUGUACUCCUCACUUGAAUUGUGUACCAUGGUGUGCCUGGACUAGAUUAUUUUUUAUUUCUUUAUUUUUUUUAUUUCACUUUCUAAAUAUUUAAAUACAUUUUAAAAGAAAAUUAAGUGCCACAAAUGACUGUUGCACUUUAAGGGGUUAUUUCACUACUGGCAUACGUGUCACUUAAGAUUUGAAAAUUCACUGCAUGGUUUAGUUUAUGAUGGGCCUGUAGUAGUUAUGGUUCCAGGAGUGCUCUUGGUGUCCUACAAGAGCAGUGAUGGCGAACAUUUUUGAGCCAAUGUCCAAACCGCAAUACAAACCAAUUUAUUUUCCUCAAAGAGCCAACAGGGCAAUUAAACACACUGACACUGCUCUCCCUUCCCCUCCUGUCCCUUAGUUCUCUUCCCUGUCACCUUGUGAACUCCCCUACCCCUCUGUCCCUUUGUUCUCUUUCUCCUCCCCUCCCUUAGAGCUGUCCCCUGCGUCCUUAAAGCUGCACCCUCCCCCCUUUAGUGGUCUUUCUCCUUUCCCUGUCUCCCCCUCCUCACUUUAGUGGUCUCUCUCCUCUACCUCUCUCCCCCUCAAUUUAGUGGUCACUCUCCUCCCCCUUCCUUUAGUGGUCUCUCCCUCUCUCCCCCACUUCCCUUAGUGGUCUCUCUCCCUCUCCCCCUGGUGCUAACCCCCCCCCAUCCUGUUGUGCCUCCUACCUCUCUGUGUAGUGUGGUUGUGCGGUGCGGACCACGGUUCAGGAGCUUGUUUCCUGUACCCGACUGGACUGAAAGGAAGUGCUCUCUGUGAGCACUUAAUUUCAGUCCGGCCGGGUACAGGAAACUGAAGUACCGUGCCGCCCUGCCAAGCUAUUCAGAGUGACUGGCAGGAGGGAGCGCUAUGUGCUACCCUCCUACCGAGUUGCUCAAAUCUGGCGCCCCCCGGGUCAGUGCGCCCUAGGCGACUUCCUAAGUCUUAUAGGUUCGCCGUCUGUGUCCUAGAGUAAGCAGACCUUACCGAGGCCCCCCAGCUGCCUACACCGCUUCUUGCUUCUCAUGCAGGAACAGCAAUGCCCUGCCUCUGAACAGUGAAGGUAACAGGUUUAUGGAAGCGGUUGAGGGAACACUGCACCCUGUCCAUAAACAUUUUGAUAAUUUACUUUGGGGGGAUGCCAGAACACUUCAUGCACCAUAGCCACUACAGCAGUCUGGACACUGGAGUGUUCUUUUUAACACAUAAGCAGGUUAGUGAUUUCACAUGUGAAAACAGAGUAGAAAAUAGAUGGCUAGUAUUUUGGAUAGAUGGAUAAUGGAAUAUGGACAGUAUUUGUAUAAAUUCCAAGGUUUGUGUACUUCUUAACCCCUUAAGGACACCGCUUCAGAAGCUUGUCUUAUGCUUAAUGACACAAGCAAUUUUUGCAUUUUCUUGCUAUUUGCGUCUCUCUCAUUUAUUGCACCGACACAUAUUAUAUACUGUUUUUUUAACCCCUUAAGGACACAUGACGUGUGACAUGUCAUGAUUCCCUUUUUAUUCCAGAGGUUUGGUCCUUAAGGGGUUAAAGGACAGAAAGGGCUUUAAUUUGAUAUAUAUCUCUCACACACUCUCACACACUCUCACACACUCUCACACACUCUCACACACUCUCACACACUCUCACACACUCUCACACACUCUCACACACUCUCACUCACUCUCACUCACUCUCACUCACACUCACUCUCACACUCUCUCACACUCUCUCACACUCUCACACACUCUCACUCUCACACUCUCUCUCUCUCACACUCUCUCUCUCUCACACUCUCUCACACUCUCUCACACUCUCUCACACUCUCUCUCUCUCUCACACUCUCUCUCUCUCUCACACUCUCUCUCUCUCUCACACUCUCUCUCUCUCACACACUCUCUCUCUCUCACACUCUCUCUCUCUCACACUCUCUUUUGUUUUUUUACAGUUUUUGCAAUAAUGUGUGCAUAAUUAGUGCAGGUUAAGGAAAGUAAUUAAAAAUAAAUUAAUUUAGUUGUUCUGAUUUACAGAAUAUAUAAUGUGUCUGGGAUUUUAAGUUUUUUUUGUUUUGUUUUUGUAGUUACAGGUCACAAAGCACAAGGAGUUAAAUAAACUUUUAAUGUGGAGCGAUUUUAGAAUUUGCUAUGUUUGAAAACAAAAUUGCCACACAAGUGUAUAUAUUUAUAUAAAGUAGACAUCACAGGUUAUUUACCCAAGGUUGUUUUAACACUUUCUACGUAGCCAUUUCACCACCAAUCUCUGCUAAAAAUGUUUUGGGGGCACACAUUAGAAUAAGGAACUUCUCAUGUGUAUUUUGUAAAGUUGGUGUGUGCUAUUCCUGCACAAAACUUUAUUUUGUGUUCAGCUACAACUGCUGAGUACGAUACCCCCAUUGUAUGUAUGUCUUUGGCACUAUUUCGUGAAGCUACAGUGCCAUAUAGGAGACCUGUCCUUUUCAAUAUUUACAGUAGAAUUUUGAGAGACUGAUUUAAUUGGCCUAUGCUUCAAUUUGGUGCAUUAUAGCAGUUUGACUGUUCAAAAAAAAAAAACCCACAAAGGCCUUUGUAAAAGUAGACACUCCAGGGUAUCUCAUAUGGUGCAUAUUGUGUCUUAACAUGCCCCCAAAUUUUUCACCAAUAUAGGCCAAAGUAUGUGGUAAAUAAUUUUGGGCAUUUUUUACAUACGGAUUACAUUUUUGCUGGGCAUCUUGUAUAUUUCAUAUGUGCCACUAAGUUCAAACCCCCCCAAAUUAUGCUCAGCCAAGUCUUCUGAGUAAAACAAUAUGCCCAAUGUAUGACCUAGACACUAUUUUGUGAAGUUACACUGCUGUAAAAGAGACGUGACAAAUUAAGGUUUUUAAGUGUGAAUUUUCAUGGAGGGUUUUGAUGCGUCCGUGUCCCACUUUGGAGCACUGGAGCAGGCUACAUAUUACAACUACACCAUAAAGGCAUACCAUUUCUUAAAGAACACAUCCUAGGGUAUUUCAAAAGGCAUAUUUUGAACCUUUAGCGUGGGAUUAUUUUUCCGCUACCUUGUACCAAGUGUAGUGGUAAUAAGCGUUUUUUCUGCCGCCUUGACACACAAAGUGAGUUUGCACAGUAUAUUUUGCAUAUCGUAUGUGUGCUAUGACUGUAUAAUAUUUUGAACCUUGGCGUGGGAUCAUUUUUCCGCUAGCUUGUACAGAGUAUAGUACUAAAGAGGUUUUUUUUGUUUGUUUGUUUUUUUGUCAUCUGAGUACAGCAAUACCCCCAUAUGUACCUUUGCCAGGCAUAUGUGGAUGUUGAAGGGGUACAUUUGAGUCACAGCCGUUCAGUUUUUUUUUUUCUUCUAACUUUGAAGUUUUACGCUGUGCUGUGUCCAUGUUCCGUUUUGGAGUAGUUUAGAAGAUUGGUUAUUGAAACUUCCCCACAAACACAUACUAUUUAUUAAAGAAUACACAGUGGGUAAUUCAAAAGGCGUAUUUUGAACCAUUUUUUCUCUAGUUUGUUCCAGAUGUAGUAAUGAGCGUUUUUAAAUGUAUUUUUUUUUUCUUUUACCUCUACUUUUUAAACCUAGUUUUUAAACUUUUUUUGCUAAUAAGUUAUUUAAAACUUUCCUAAACUUUCUAAAAACUUUUUUUUUUUACCGAUUUAACAUUUUUAUAAGCUUUUUUUGUUUUUUUUACUGUUAACCCCUAACUUGCAGUAAGCAGCACUAACAGUAAAUUCUCCACUUUCCCAUAACUCCCACCCACCCCAGCUAGCAAAAUAUAUAAUUAUAAAAUAUUUAAUUAAAUUGAACCCCUGAGGGUUAAAAAGAAAAAGUUAAUCCUCAGAGGUUAAAAAAAAUUAGAUCACAGUAUAAUACUGUGAUCUGUAUUUUGAUCGACUGACCGGGAAGGGGUUAAUUUUUAUUUGGACUGGGUAAAGGGGGGUGUGUGUGUGUUUUUUUUUUCUUAAACGUUAAAGCUUUUUAAACUUUUUUUUUUUUUAAACGUUCUAAAGCUUGUUUUAAAACUUUUUUAACGUUAACCCCUAGUUGGCCUAACACCAAAUUCCCCACUAACUUUUGCACACCCCAGCUAGCUUAAUAUAAUAUUUUAAUAUAUUUAAAUUAAUUAAUAAAAUUAACCCCUGAGGGUUACAAAAAUAGAAGCUGCCCCUAAGGGGUUAAAAAAACAAAAACACCCCAGAUCAUAGUAAAAUGUAUACCCUGCCAAUUGAUCACUGUAGGCAGAGAUCAAUUGGCAGGGAAGGAGUUAAUUUAUUAAAAUGGGUAAAGGGUGGUGGGAUUUUAAAUUAACUUGAUUUUUAUUUUUUAACGGGAAGCAGGAUCAUCACUGAUCCGUCUCCCUGCACUUCACGCUGAACCCGGUAGUGCAGGGAGGCAGAAGGUAAGUACAUGCAGCACAUGUGCUUGCUCUGACAGCCUGUCAGAGCGAGCACUGCUGCAGGGACAGCACGAUCGGGUGCUCCCGGUCUGCCUCUAAUACAGAGGCAGACUGGAGCGCUGUUAACCCCGCAAUCGCUGCGUUAUGGGGUUAAUUUUAACGCUUGACGGACAAGGUCCGUCACCCGACGUUAAGGGUCUCCCUGCCAUGAUGGACCUCGUCAGAUUGAUAUUUAUUUGUUUUUCUCUAAAUUCCCCUCUACAUUACAGUGACAUGAAGAGAGAAAAGCGGGUCCCUUCUCCAGAUGUGAUUGUGUUGUCGGAUAAUGAACCUUCGAGUCCACGGAUGAAUGGCUUGACCAGGCCAGCAAAAGAGCCCAACUCUGAGGCUUUCUUGGUGAGCUGCUGCUAUUUUCUUUACAAAACAAAAUACUAUAAUAUAUUCUCUUGAGGUUUGCUUAAAGCGGCAUUUUCAUGGCCGAAUUCAGUUUUUACCUCCCGACUCCACUACAUCUGAUUGCCCCCCUAGUCACCUCCAAAUGCCUCUAAGCCCCCCAGUUUACCUUCCUUGUGGAUUUGGGGUUUUCAUGAGCUGUAAGCCAUAAUCAUCGCACUUACGACAAAUCACAGCUUGAACUAUCCUGCUUUGCAUGUAAUGCGUCUAUCUCAUAUAUUAGUUUCCCCUUUUACGUUGCAUUACUGAAAUAAAUGAACUUUUUGCACGAUAUUCUAAUUUUUCGAGUAUCACCUGUAUAUUUUUGGAUAGUUAAUACAAUGUUAAACAAAAAACUACACACCAGUCAAGCCAUAAGAUUUGCCUUUUCCACAGAGUUUUUUUUUCUUCAAUAGCCAACCAGUAGCCAACCUCAUGCCAAUGAUUUGCAUUAACAAUGAAACCGCUGUCCAUUAGUGGUUCACUAGCUUUGUAUCUUUUCCUAAGUUGUGUUUCAAAGCUGUUGUAUACAGCAAACACAAACUCAAAUGAAUCCAUGUUUAAAAUGGAAUGAUGCAAAAAUGUGAUUCUUUGUUGAACUAAUUUUGCAUAUGCCUACCCAGAAUCCUUUGCAGUAGUAGCAUCGCUGCAAAUGUGAUUUCUGUGGGAAAAGCAAGUCUUAUGGCUUGACUUGUGUGCAGAUUUUUGUUUAACAUUGUAUUUACUAUCCACAGACUUCAGGUGGAAGGGGUUUUCAGUCACAAUUUUUCUCCACCAUAACCUUUUUGAUUUUUGCUAUACAUUUUUGCAAAUUCAAAAUUCACUUGUGUAUCACCUACAUGUCCUACUUGUGAUCUGCAGUUGAUGUACAAUAACUUUUGCAUUUUUAGUAUCUGUAGACAACUCCUACUUUCUAGUGUCCCUUUUUCCUUAAAGUCCUUUUUAUGCUUGUAAUAUAAUCUGCAUUUUUUUAAGCAGUGUUAUUGGACAAUUCAGUUUUAUUCUUUAAUCUUUGCUACAGUUAUUGCAAAAGAGCAGUCCGGAGGAGCGGGAGAGAGUGAUCAAGCAGCUGAAAGAAGAAUUACGGUUAGAGGAAGCGAAGCUCGUUCUUCUAAAGAAGCUACGGCAAAGUCAGAUCCAAAAAGAGACAGCUCCUCAGAAGGUAUAGAGUAAACCACACAUGCCAGGCUCUUGUUUAGUUGUCUUGUUUUUGCGCCAUCCCUACCUUCCAAAUCCCACACACACUAAUUUAAUGUUUUUUUUGUUGUUUUUGUUUUAUUUUUAUGUCAAGGUCACUUCACGGAUCUCUGGCACAGUUAUCCCACCACCCUUGGUACGAGGUGGGCAGCAAGCACCAUCAAAACAGUCUACACAGAUAGUUAUGCCAACUCUUGUUAGAGGAGCACAGGUGAGUUUCAUUGUCCUUCGUUAAGAAUAGCUCUUGUGCAUUGUUGGUGACUAGAUGAUGAUCUAUAAUAUUCAUUUUAAAUUAAAUAUCCUCAUUGUAAAGUGUCCAUAACAGUGUCUUCUUGUUAAAGUAAUGUAGCUCUCUAAGCUAGCCUAGGUGCUUUGUAACUACCUGCAUCAUCUAUAUAUUACAUUACACAAACGUAUGGGGAAACUCUUAAGUGAGGCAAUGGGUCGAAACCUGUAAUCGUUACUCGUAUGUCUAAUCUCUAACAAUGUAGUAAAAUUAACUUUGAUUUCUUCAAACUAGUGUUCAUGUGGGUACAUGAUCUUAGAGGCAGACAUGGUUCUCAAGGGAAACCUAUAUGUUAUAUCCUAUCUGUAGUUAUUUGUGAAACCUUACAUGUGAUUUGUAGAUCAUUUUGAUAUCUGCACUUGUAUAUUUUCAAACUGAUUUCUCACUUUUUCCUCACUUUUUAAAGUAGUAUCACAAAACGCUAAAUGUAGGUUUAAGCCUGCAAUAUUUUUUUGUUUAUUUUCUGGAGGAAAAAAAAUAGCAUGCUCCUAGGACAGUGGUUCUUGAUCUUUAGUUUUUUUUUUUGACCGUUUCCUAAAGUAAGCAAAGGACACUAGCUCAGAAACUUAUUAGACACUCUUGUGUGACAGGGGUUUCCAUUGCACUGGAAAAAGCAGUGCUGCUACAAUCAUAAUAUCACAGUUGCCAUGAUCCACAUGGAUAUGUGCCCAUUACAACUAUUUGGGACUCCGUGAAAUAGCAUGGAGAUCCAAUAUUGAGCUCUGACCCAUAGGUCAAGAACCAUUGUCCAAUGACUAAUUGCUUCUUUUACUAUGUGUCUUCUUUAUUCUUAAAUGCAUAUUUCAAUCUUUCUUUUACUCCCCUCUCCCACCAUCAGCCCAUCUCUGUAUCCCCCCACCAGAUUCACAACAUCAGACAGCACCCGAGCACAGGACCACCUCCUCUACUGCUAGCCCCCCGGGCUUCUGUACCGAAUGUUCAAAUGCAGGGGCAAAGAAUAAUCCAACAAGGCUUGAUACGUGUGGCAAAUGUCCCCAACACAAGUCUUUUAGUCAACAUACCACAAGUGAGUUAUUAAAUGAACUGUAUUUUCUAUUUUAUGAUAUAAAGGAGCAUUCAUUUAUGUAGUAUAAAAAAUAAUAGAAAUGUCAGUUUAAUUUCAUGAGAUAUAUUUUACUUCUGGCUUUAUUAAACAGGCCCAUUUUACGAACCGCUGCCAUGUUUGUAGCCUUGUGUGAGCACAGUGCAAAAAUAUUCAUGAAGUCAGAGCUAGAGCUUUUUGUAUAAGGUUAUAAAAUGGUUAUGGAGCGUGAAGGACUUUGUCUUAAUACCUGCAACAUUUUUAAUACCGGUCAUUAGUCACAAAUUGAGAGGUCACUGGUUCAAGCUUUUGAUUAAUAGAUUAUAGAUGAAAUUAUAAUUCCGUAAGGUGGCUCUGUCACCCCCGCACUUCCCCAUCCACCUAAAUGAGUAUUUCAUAAAGAUAAAACCACUAUGAAAUUCUAGAAUUGACUUUGUUUGAAUUUUACUGAAAUUCCAUCGCAGUCAAAAUCUGAGACCAAGUAGCGACUACUUUGUCCUUUACAUUUUUCCUACACUUGACAAAACUUUAAGGUGACCGCUCAGUCUUUUAUCAGUUCCCCAAACUUUAAUCCAUACACAUCAGUGUUUUAUUCUGAUGUUGGCUCCUGGAAGAUAAAGCACCAGGAGCUGAAGAGGAUCCACCGGAUCUUCCUGGUGGCAGUCUUGAGGGACAGCUGCAGGUAAGGAAAAUGUACCUGCCACUGCACCCCGGGCCAAUGCACUACAAGCUACUAAGUCACCAUCAGGGUCUUUGCGAAAUACACAAAAAAACCUUGAAAGACAGAGCAUCUUUAAACUAUUUAACUUGUUCUGCAAUGUUACAUUUGUUUAAACCAUAAAAAUAAAUUCUUUGGGUUUUAAAGAGUGUUGUAGUUGUGAGCCAACAAUAGACCUGUAUAAACCAAAAUAAAUCUCUUUGCUGCACCACAAACUUAAUCGGUUAUGAAUCCAUAUGUUUACUGCACCACAAAAAUAUUCAGUAAUUGAUUAAUUUUUGUGCUAAAUUUGGAUAAUUUCUUUUUUUUUAUAUAUAGUGCAAGGUUUACGAAAAAGUAUGCUAUUACAUAUUCAUCACUAAAUUUCUUUUUCAUAUCGUCUGUAGGCAUCCCCAACGUCUUUGAAAGGUUCAGCUGGAACAACAAGUAGUGCCACCAGCAUCUCAUCAAGCAUCAACUCAAAUGACUCCCCUGCCAGUCGGCAAGCUGCUGCUAAGUUGGCCCUUCGCAAGCAGCUGGAAAAGACUUUGCUGGAGAUACCUCCUCCUAAGCCACCUGCUCCUGAGCUUAACUUCCUGCCAAGUGCAGCGAAUAAUGAGUUCAUUUAUCUAGUGGGGCUGGAAGAAGUGGUGCAAAAUCUCUUGGAGACUCAAGGUAUGAAUGAACUUUGGGUCAAAAGGGACAGUGUAGGGUUGAAAAGGGUAAAACAACCAUAAACUAGAGCAGGGGGUGCCCACAUGGUAAACACACAGAUGUUUUCAAACUACAGCUUUAAUGAUACCUUGCCAUUCUAAAGGCAAGCAAAGCAUAAUAGGAGUUGUAGUUCACAACAUCUGGGGAUCUACGUUUUGGCAACCCCGAACGAAAGGAUUUGUUGGCAAAAUAAGUGCUUAAUUGAUAGGCUUAUUUUGUGGUUUAAACACCGUUAUUUGUGUUACUGGUACGAAUGAUUUGUAUAUUCAUCAGGAAAUAGGAGAUGGCAUUUACAUGCAAUUUGUCCCAUUGCAUAAACUCUUCAAACUAAUAAAUGUCUUUUCAAAAAUGAACUCACAAAAGGUAUGUAUUCUCUGACCUGAGAUUCACCAAACAUGCUCUUCCACAGGUAAAACCAUACCGGCUCCUUCUUCUCAUGAACCUUAUAGCUGUGCUCAAUGCAAGACAGACUUCACCAGCCGAUGGAGGCAGGAGAAGAAUGGGACCAUCAUGUGUGAGGUGUGCAUGACCUCCAACCAGAAAAAGGCACUGAAGGCUGAGCAUACAAACCGUCUGAAGGCUGCAUUUGUCAAGGCUCUCCAGCAGGAGCAGGAGAUUGAGCAGAGGAUAUUGCAACAGAGCUCCUCCCCCGCACAAACAAAGCCAGAACAUCCUGUACAACACCAUUCUUUGAAACAGGUGAAAUUAGGUUAACAUUACUAUGAAAAGGACAAGAAAGAGCCAAAGGGCAGAUAAAUGGAUAUAAAGAAUGCAGGACAGUAUCGUGGGAAUACCUCUUGAUGUAGUCUCUCUCCAAAUGUUCCCUGGUCCCUGAAAGGCAUAGUUUUAGUAGAACACUUGUUUGUUUCUUAUGACUGUUGUGUAGUUUAAUCUGUAAUUUUAGCUAAAACUUUACCUAUUUUACUUUUCUAGAGUCCAACACCAAUAUCUCGAGGACUGUCAGGGACCACACGAGGCGUUCUGCACACGUUUCCUUCUACGACCAAGCUGACUAAUGCAGCCACCCUUGCCAACCGGACUGUUAAACCUGGAGAGCGUUCCAUCAACAAGGGCAACAUGGCAUCAGGAAACUGGAAGAAGAGCCCAAUCAAUGCAGGUAGGUGUAAUCAUACCAUCUCAGAGACCAUUACAAGGGAUAAAAUUUAGAGACUAGUUUUGUUAACAAAACUCAAUCAGGGUUAAUCAGUGCAGUGUGAAUUGUCAGAAAUGUAAGGUUUAGUCUUAUUUAAUUGAUCUGAAAAGCUAGAUGACUUAAAUCGGCGAUCUUGCCAUGAAAUUCUAAAUCUAUUUGCAUGACGAAACUGUAAAUAACGUUUUAAAAGUAAUGCAUAAAUGUCCAUUCUAAAAGUUAUGGUUACCUUAUAAAUUAUUAUUAUUAUUAUUUAUAUAGCGCCAACAAAUUCCGCAGCGCUGUACAAUGGGAUGAUACCUGCACCUCCAAAAAAAAAAAAUUGUGGUAAAGGUAUAAAUUUUUUAUUUUAUAUAUUUUUUUUAAAUUAUUUUUUAGGUGUUUGUUAGCCUUGGUUUAAAUAUAAAACAAAAUACAUUAAUAAGUUUCGCUUGAAUAAAAUAACCUGCAUAACUUCUUAGUUUUCCAAAGUUCGUACAUUCAGAUGACCUACUCGAGAAACGAUAAAUAAAUGUUCAACCCAGAGGUAAACAAUUUUCCCAUGGUGCUUAUCUACGAAAGUGUGGGUUGCAGAUAUUAAGGGUAUUUAAUAUAGUCUUUGCGGUUAGAAGUAUAAAUUAAAGUAUCGUGUGCGUAUAAAGAGCAUUUAACAUCUUGCCAGUUAUGAAGAAUAGAGUCCUAUACUAACAAAUCUGUUUUGGGGUUGUUUUUAUCCUAGGAGGAACUUUAACCUUUGUGAAUCCUGGCCUCACUGUGCAUAAGUCGGCAGCUGUGGACCGCCAACGGGAAUACCUCCUAGACAUGAUUCCAUCUCGCUCCCUUACCCAAUCUUCAACGUGGAAAUAAUGAAUGCCGUAGUGACAGAAAAACCAGACACACAAAUAACAUGCGCAAACCCAGAGAACGUGAGAGAAACUAAAAGAGGACAGUUUUCCCUGCACUGUAUCCCUCCCAUUUCCCACCUUCCACCGUGCAUUGAAGGACGGCCCUAUUCCACUACCCUCCCAUUCCUGCUCCUAUUUAUACCACCAGUUCUUCUGCAGAUGGGAAUCUGGGUAGCACUAUUUCAAAGGUGUGGCAGCAUUCCAGAGAAAUCGUGCACAGGAAUAUCGCAGGAUUUAAUUUUUUUUUCCUCCUUUUCCCAAACUCCUCUUGACCUUUAAAAAAAAAAAAAAAAAAGCGAAAAAAAAUACUUUUUAUGCCUCUGGGUAGACUUGGCUUACAUCUUCAAAUUCUUUACUAUUUCUUAUUUUAAAUGGUGUAUUUUUCACCCUCAAUCUCUCUCUCCUCUCCUCUCCCCGCUUUAAAAUGUUAAGUCCUUUUAAUAGACAAAUAAGUGCUUUACCCCCUUUCCAAUCUCUAAAAGAGGCAAAGUUCUCAAUUCCUGGAGCAUGGUUUUGAGGGUGUAACUGGAUUGAUCUUAAUUUUCUUUUUUUCUUCUUUUUGUUUCCGCAUGGUUAAAUAAAUCAGGUCCACUUCCGAUUUUUGGAGGCACAAAUCCAGUCGGAACAAAGAAUUUGUUGAACACAACAAAUAUAGAUAUAGAUAUAUAUAUAUAUAUAAAUAUAUACAUACAAAGUUUAUGCCCCAUCUUGGCCUUUUCUACGGACUGUGCAGUAACAUUGAAUUCUACACCUUAAGAAGAAUAUCGUAAUGAAGAGGAUAGAACAUUUUGUAUUUCCUCUAAAACCUGUUUAGCUUGAUUAUUAAAAAAUUUUUCUCUUCAUUGGACGCAAUUUGUGAAGACUUAGAGGACAAAAUGGUGAUUGGGAGGUUUAUAUGUUAACCCCCACUCUGUUUCUUUAGGAAGAAAAUGCUGCAUUAUUCCAAAAUGUGGUUUUCAAAAUAUUUUCUACAACCCCCAUUACACCUCUCAGUGCACAUAUAACAAGGGAGCAAAGUUGGGACAGUCUUACAUUUUUCAUCAAAUUCCUUGCAUCAUUGUAUUCUCAUGUUCCAUAUUCCAACAGUGCUUCCUCCCUGCUCUCUGCAAAAUCAUGUUGCUAUUUAAGGCAAAGGGAGAUGGAGGAAAAAUAAAUGAAUAAAAAAAAAAUUAAAGUUAAUAAACAUGAAAUCCUCACUUCCCUUAUAAAAAUGUUAAUUUUAAUCCUUUCUGUUGUGUUGAUAUAAAUGUUUAGAUACUUUUUUGAUAUAUGCAGUUGCUUAGGCUUUUUUGGGGGGGGGUAGGGAGGAGGUAAGGGCAUUUUUUUCUGUCUAAAAAAAAAAGUAUAGAAUUUAAACUUGACUUUUUUGCGUGUGUGUGUGUGUGUGUAUGAUAAGAUAGACAGGGUGAGAGAAUAUUAUAUAUACAUAUAUUUUAUUUUUUCCCCAAUUCGUCAAUGGAUGGCUAUUUUUAGGGGAGGAUUUAGAUGACCACAAUUUGUCAUUCUCCCUACCCUUUAUAUGUGUGCAGAGAUGAGCAUUUGUUUCACAUCAUAUUCUUGGGAGUUUUUUUUUGUUUUUUUUAAAUCCCCUAUUUUUUUUUUUUCUGCAAUAGGGUGCCCAGGUAUUGAAAUCUAUGCAGGCAAUAUCCAAUAUUUUAUGUGAUAUUCAAUUUCUGAGUGCCGUAUUGCAUUUUCUUGGCCCUUCAGAUAUAAAUAUAUAUUAUAUUUUUUAUUUUAUUUUAAAUACAUGGGUGCAUUGCCAGAAACAUUAAACAUUUCCUUUCAUUCCUCCUCUCUCUGUAUUCCUAAAAACAUAUUUAUACCUUAACUUUCCAAACUUCCUUAAAAGGGGAAAAAUUGGUUCUGCUGGUCAAAAGGACAGCUUCCCCUUUCUCAUGGACCGAAUUCUAUAGCCUAUUAUACAUGCACUCUGGUGGCCAUUUUGUUUCUUUGCCAAGUCCCUCAGUCCUUCAACUUGAGGAGUCCAACGGUUUGGGAAAUUAAGAAUUAUUUACACAUUUUUAAAUCCUUCCACAGCUGUCUCCUUCCUAACCUCGUGCAAGAGGACUAAUACUAGAGUGCAUUUUUUGAUUGCACAUCUAGCUGUAUGGGUGCAGUAUUGCAACUCUGUGGGGAAAUAGUGUGUGCCUGCCAGAGUGCGUGGUUAUUUGGGAUUCUCCAUCACUGAUAGAACUAGCAGUUUCUAUUUAAUCACACUGGCCAGAAACGCAUUUCUGAAUAAUAUUAAUAAAUAACUAAGCCAACCUG
Pelobates cultripes (western spadefoot toad) is the source of this 67600-nucleotide messenger RNA. Lineage: Eukaryota; Metazoa; Chordata; Amphibia; Anura; Pelobatidae. The record is from the annotation of a GenBank genome assembly.